CGCCGUAACGUCUCUUGAUCGUAUUGUAUAUGCGCGUGUUGCAAUGGCGCACGUGCAAAUGUGCACAUUCUAUAUAUUGCUACUGGUGCUGACCACGGCUCAGGGGUGUAGUAUAUCAGGAAACACAUUGACGGUCAGUGCGGGAACGUCAUGUACUCUGACGUCCAACGUUACCGUAAAUAUUGUCCAGGUGGACGGAACUAUGACCAUCUCUGGAGCGGUAACCAUCACAGCGGCCGAGAUUUACGUCGGAUACGACGGCUGGAUUAAAGCGGACGGACAAGGGAGCGCCGCUCAGCAAGGCACGGGAGCCGGGACGUCUCAGGGAUCCGGAGGUGGAUACGGUGGACGUGGUGGAUCAGUAGCUGGGUCUUUCCUAAGUAGUGCCACUCAAUCCAAGACCUAUGGCAGCACCUUCACUCCCACAGAUGUUGGCAGUGGUGGUGGCGGAUCUGGUGGAGGAAGUGGCGGUGGAUACGUGAAGCUCGUCGCUAGUACGAAAAUCGAGAUGGACGGUCUUAUCUCUGCCAAUGGCGAAGACGCCAGCAGCACCAACAGUGGUGGCGGAAGUGGAGGAAGUAUCCACAUCACCACAGCAUUCAUCCAGGGCGUAGGGACAAUCUGUGCCCGUGGGGGUGUCGGACUUGGGACCGGGGGCUCCGGAGGCGGCGGGCGUGUCGUGGUUCUCUCGGACAGUAGUGUCUUUUCUGGCUUUGUAUUAGCGGACGGAGGUGCAGGAGCUUCCGACAUUGCCAAGCUUAGUCUAAGCUCUUUGACGGCGACAUCGUAUUACUCCAGCUACUACGCGUCGUAUGGGAACAUCGACACCCACUCAUCCAAGUCCUGGGUCGCCAGCUCCAACACUGUGGGGCAAUACCUGGAGGUGACACUGACAAGCGCCAGUGUCGUCUACUCCAUAGAUACCAGAGGCGACUACGGUACCAACAAGUGGGUCACCAAAUACAAGCUCCAGUACUACAAUGACGCCCUCAGUUCCUGGAAAGAGAUGUCCUAUCCAUACCAAGGAAUCACCGGUAACACUAACAGGAACUCAAUCGUCUCCCAGACGCUGACAGUACCUAUCGUAACCUCUAAGCUGAGAUUCUACCCGCAGACUUGGUACCUUGGUAUCGGAAUGGCCGUGCGCAUAUACGGUCACAAAGCAGAUUAUAAUUUGCCCCCAGAGUUCUGUACAAGCAACACCAACGCUGGUGCAGGGGGGCCUGGCACUGUGUUUGUGGGACAGCCGGGCACUGGGAUUGCUAAACUGACCAUAGACAACAGGGGUAAGAACCCUAUGGUCAAGAUGGAUGCAGACUGUUUGGAGUUUGACGCAGGGACAUCAGGUGCUGCUGCUUGGGUCACUGACACAAGUGUGGACCUGGAUGAGAUUGUUUUAACCAAUGGCGGUCACCUCGUGCUGGACACAGAUUUGACCGUCGAGAUCAGUGGGGAUGACUACGGUGUGGUCCAUUUGAACGACACUAGAACCCUGACACUUGCAGCGGCUGUGACUGCCAAUAUGUACAUUUCAACCGGAGCUACGCUCAGACUGCCGUCUGGAAGUUCUGUGGACAUUCCAAAGUGGGUUUUUGUUAAGGGUACAUUGCUAUAUGACGCAUUAGCAGAAAUUACAAUUAGUGGUAACUUCUCUUUGGAGAGCCAGGAUAUUGAUGUGGGUUUACUCAAAAUCGACACAGACGCAUCAAUGGUCGUGAUUGGCAACAACACCUUUAAAGUUUCCACACCCAAAUUCCAGUCGUAUGGUAACUUCACUGCUGGAAUAGUGAACAUGACAGGUUUGGAAGAGUUCUACGUAGGGACGGCAGGAAAUGCAACAUUUGAACCAAUGACUAAUGAUAUGUACAUGGGUAAAAAAAUACAAGUACUUGGUGAGCUGAAUUUGCUGAAGCCAGUCUCUAUAACACAAGUUUGUGAAGAGUUUACCGUCAGUGGUGGAAAGAUUACAUGGCCCAAUGGAACUACCAUUAUAUUGGAAUGUGACGUCGUCACAAUCAAUGGAGAAUUUGAUGCAGGUAGUGUUAAUUUUAGAAAUGGAAUUGGAUCACUGGAAGUUGGACCUACAGGGAAAUUUUACCUCGAAUCCUACGGACCAGUUUUAACAAAUGCUUUAGAAGUUGCAGGUGAAAUGUUUGUGAGCAACGUUGUAGAAUUUAAAUCUUUCAACAGAACAGAUGAGAGAAUUGAACUUGUGAUUAUACAGCCCACCGGAAACCUCAAACUGAACAUGGACUCGCUCCCGAAGAUCGUCGGCGGAGCUCCGGUCAGUACCAACAACAGCCUUCUGAGAGCCCGGUACCUGUAUGUGAAUGGCAGUAUGAACGGUGACAUUCUAGACAUGUCACCUGGUAUUGACACCUUGUGGGUUGGGUCUGCGGGGAAUAUGGAAUUCACACCAUAUAUUAAUGAUCUGUUGCUGUCGGAUGCUUUUAUCGACGGAUCCUUUACUGCUAAAACACCAAUAGUCAUAAGGGGAAUAACUGUCUCAAAUGCCCAUGAACUUUAUGUCGGAGAAUCUGGUGUGUUUACUCUUGAUUCUACAGUUCAGUCUACGAAAUCGUGGACGGGCCCUUCCACGUUAGCUUUCACUAACCUGUAUGUGAGCGGUAAGCUAUAUGCUGGCCAAAUGAGGACACAUGUGGACUCGGUGACUAAUGGAUGGGACUAUUUAUUAGUCGGAACUGCAGGUGAUGUAAAAUUUACAUCUGAUAUUGGAUCGGAUUUUAUUUGUAAUACAGUUGAAGACAAUGGCAUUAUAGACGUCUACAAUACCAUUCAAAUGCAGGGCAAGACAUCCAUGUCCUUAAACCUGGUCGUCGGAAAUAAUGCCAGAUUUAAACUAGAUGCUGAUUCAUCGCAUCCCAACGGUCCAUUCAAUGGUGUGUCCAACAUCUCGGCCAACAUGUUUAGGACGAAGACGGGCAGUAACACUUACCUUGGUGACACCAACAUACACACAGUAUCACUAGAGCUCGACGGUACACUGUACUGUAUGCCCACCGCCUCUGUAGAUGUGACCUACCUGACUGUACAAUCCAACGGCCACGGCUUCUUCCCAACCGAUGUUGUGUUUAACGGAAAUACCAUGGACAUACAAAGUGGAGGCACAUUGGAGGUCGACUAUAAACUGGAACCAGAUGACCCACUCGAGGGAAACCCUAACAGUAACAUCAACUACCAGUCCGUAACUGUUGAUGGAACACUACAGGCAGGGUCCCUCAAGAUGUCCAGUACUUAUAUGACGGUGUCUGGAACUGUGGAUGUGUCCGAAGGUGGCUACAAGUCUGAACAGGGACCAGGUGCUGGACAAUCCUCCUCCAGUAGAGGGAGUGGAGGAAGCUAUGGUGCCAGGGGAGGUAAAUCUACACAUGCUUCUGCCUCGGAUUCCUACGGCACGAUCUAUACUACAGGUACCUGGGGAAGUGGUGGCGGAGACUCCAGUAGCUACAAGGGAGGGCGUGGUGGAGGAAGAAUUUUAAUCAAAGUGACCCAGACUUUCACCAUGAAUGCGACGGGUUCGAUGAGCUCCAACGGUGGUGAUCGUACGGGUAACUACGGUGGUGGUGGCAGUGGAGGGUCUAUCUCCAUCACCUGUAAGACACUGGACAUGCUUGGACAAAUGACUGUCAAUGGAGGUGCUGGCCACACGAGUGGCAGUGGAGGUGGUGCCGGUGGCAGGGUUUACGUUAAGUUUGAGACAGGAACAUACACCAGUGGUCUGGUCACAGCUAAAGGUGGAGUGGGUUAUGAGCCUGGAGGUCCAGGAAUGAUAUACUUUGAGGGAGACGAGUCUCGCAAUCUCAGAGUAGACAACAAAUGUCAAAAACCCACGGUUACAGAACCUACAGGCACCACAGCAGAGGCGUCUCAUUUUAACACAUAUAUAAAUACGGGUGCCAUUGCAUUCCUGUAUCCACCAUCGGAUGACUUUGUCUACGACUUCACGACUGUUGAGAUAUACGGAGGUGCCCACCUGACAACCAUUGGUAACAGGACCACUAUUAAGGCAAUCAAGGUUGUAGGAGAUGACACUGGCCAUUUCCAUAUUCCUCCCACCCAUACCUUAGAGCUAAUGGAAAGUACGGUUCAUCAACGAGCCAAUGUAAGCUACCUACCAUUCCUGUACAAGAAUGCCACCUGGAUAUUGCCGGACGCUACGUUGGAGUUUCGCGAAUCUCUGAAUGAAGUGACCCAGGGAAUCAGUUCAUCAGCCUGUUCUUCUUCCUACCUCAAUAGCAACACAAUAAAAAUCUGGGGUACAGUCGUCGGGGACAAGGCAAACAUCUUGGUGUCGUCAGGAGCAACCCUGUCGUUUGAGGACUCGGCUGAACGCAGCCUUAAGUUUUCCAAUGUCACGGUACAGAAAGAUGGAGUUCUAGACUUAACUGACACUACUGAUGAUGAGACUGAUUCUUGGAACUUUGAGGUGAAGAGACUUGGUCGUGUUGCACAGUUCCUGGUAGAGGGCGGUGGUGAGGUCAAUGCCAAGAACUUUCACUUGGAGACAAACAUUUUGAAAGUUGACAAGAAUGGUUUGAUCACUGCUGAGGGUUUGGGUCUGAGACAAGGUGAUGGAAUGGGUACAUCCCCUGCUGGAGGGGGUUAUGGUGGGCGUGGUGGAGCUUCAUCUGCAACAGCGUACUAUCCUGGCGAGACCUAUGGAUCCUACCUGGAGCCUCGGGCGUUUGGUAGCGGAUCCAGUGUAGCUUCAACCACCUACGGCCGUGGUGGUGGGAUUUUGGACUUAGUGGCGACCAAGAGUACGUGGAUAGAGGGAAUUAUUCAGGCCAAUGGUAAAGUCGGCUCAUCCUCUAUCCCCGGAGGCAGUGGGGGCAGUAUUAUGAUCACCACCGACUACUUAGAGGGCUCCGGGUCAGUCCAGGUCAAUGGAGCUAAUGGUGUGUCCUCGCGGGGGUCUGGUGGAGGAGGAAGGAUGGCUGUUUCUUACAAACGGAUUCAGUUUUGGCAUGGACAGCUUCAGGCUUAUGGUGGUACCGGAGGAGCUGGGAGUGGAGGAGCAGGGACAGUAUACCUGAAGGACACGUUGAUGACGGAUGGGAACACAACUCUUUACAUAGACAACAGUGCUAACACACCUCCCACCUCCACUGUGACUUCCACCUACACAUCCACCGUAUACAGUCGUGAUGCUGGCCGUACCUGGCUCAACACCACAGAAAAAUUUGAUAGGAUUACCCUCAUAGGCAACGCCCACCUGGCAGUCUACCCAGAUAUUAUCUACCCUGUUGAGAUGGCUUCCCUCCAAUAUGUGGGAGACCACACCGGAACUGUACACAUUGGACCAGGCCAGCGGCUUGUUGUGGAUCACUCUAACGACGGGGAAUUCCUAGUCAAUGUUUACGUAUAUGAGGGCGGCACCCUCAUUCUCCCUCCCACCUUCCAGUGUAACGACAUCAACAUCAUCGUCUGGGGUAUACUUGGUGUAGAAGAUGUGAUAGUGAGCAGUGGGUGCAAGUUGAAGCUUGGAUCGACAGGUACAACACGAACAGCAAUCACCCAGCCCGGCACUGUUGGCGAGUAUACGUUCACCUCCCUUACCGUGGCAGCAGAUGGAGAGGUCACGGUUACUGAUGACCUCACCAAUGACCAAAGUCAACUUAACAUCGUGGCCAACAAGCUUUGGGUACAGGGUGGUGGUCUGUUACAUGCUGUCAAACUCAACAUAGAUGCUGACACAAUGAUUGUGGAUGACCUUGGGCAGGUCACAGGAGAUGUUCACACCAAAACCUGUACUGUAGGUCAAGGUUACCAAGGCUACGGAGGAUCAGGUGCUGGGCACGGAGGCUCAGGAGGGCAUGGAAGGGGCCAAGCUCGGGUUGGUCUGCCCUAUGGAUCACUUUUUGAACCUGCUGACCUCGGUUGUCGUGGUGGCUCAGGAACAAGUGGCACAACAGGAGGAAGAGGUGGUGGCACCCUGUAUAUACGGGUGAACACCACUCUCCAGAACGACGGCACUAUCAGCUGUAACGGGGAGACUGCCACGAGCUAUGCUGCUGGUGGUGGUAGUGGAGGAUCUAUUCACAUGAAAGUCAACAACAUCAAGGGCUUCGGGGAGUUCCAGGUAAUAGGUGGAGAUGGCGAUGUAUACUCGUCCUACACAGGUGGAGCAGGAUCAGGAGGCCGUAUUGCUGUAUACUUAGCUGAGAACAAGACAUUCACCGGGAAGUUUGAUGCGUAUGGCGGUCUUGGUGGUAACAGUGUGGGCAAUGGCAGUCCAGGGACCAUCUUCUUCUUUCACACAGGGUACAGUCAUUCUACUUUGCUGCUGAAUAACAACAACAGAGGUCCAGACGAAAGCGAUGCUAUUGUUGAUUACAGUGACCUCAGUGAGGAUGAAGGUCGUGCCUGGUUCUUACCAGAACAUGGAAACCACAAAUAUGCACAAAACUCUGCCUUCCACUUCCAAGAGCUACAGAUCUAUGGUAAAGCCCACCUCGCCAUCCUCACUGAUCCUGUCAACACGAAUGCAACCAUCUACUUUGACAACAUGAUAGGUGACAGGACAGGGGUACUCCAUAUAGGGGACCAGCAGGAAAUGGACUUGGAGCGGCAGAAAAUUGAUCUGCCGUUCAGUGUCCACAUUUACAACGGCGGCCAUCUUGGAUUAGCGCCUGACACUCACGUUCAUGGUAUUGAUAUAUACAUGAAUGGUACCAUGUCGCACGUCAAGAACCUGACCAUCUAUCGCGAAGGAAAGGUAUGGUUGUAUAGGGACGGUAGAACGACAGGCAGUGAUCCCAGUAACUAUGUUUACGAGUGGGUACAUGUGAAAACUAACGGCUAUAUUCACAUGAUCACUGACAUUGUUUACCAAAUUGGUAUCAACUUCACCACGAUUGACCUACAGAUUGACGGAGGAGGACUUGUGAGAGGGACAUCUGUGUCCUACUUCUCCACUAACAUCACUGUUGAUGCUGGCGGUGUCCUGAGUGCCAAUGAACUUGGGUAUGAAAUGGCUAAUGGUUUCAGCACUGACAAUAGCGGUGCUGACCGUGUGGGAACCAACGGUAUCAUCAACCCUGGACGGGGAAUCACAGACUCUGUCAAAGGAAGUGGUGCUGGUCACGGAGGAAGUGGUGGGCGAGCGGAAAGUUCUAGUCAAGGAGGGGGAGAGCCGUAUGAUGAUGUGUAUGAACCUAGUCUUCCGGGGAGUGCUGGAGGAGGUGUACUUGGUGGUAAAGGAGGUGGGCGUCUUUGGUUCAAUGUCACUGAUACACUCUGGAUCGACGGUACUGUCUCUUCUAAUGGCGGGAAUGGGGCAAUAUCUGGCUCCUCUGUCAGUGGCGGAGGAAGUGGUGGCAGUAUCCUUAUCCAUACCUAUCGCAUUACUGGCUUUGGAACUGUGAAAGCUGCUGGUGGCGAAGGUUCUACGUACUCCAACCAUUAUAUCACUGACAGGACCGGAGGAGGGGGAGCUGGAGGGCGCAUAGCCAUGUAUUUCCACGUCAACACUACCUACAAUGAGUUCCGCUUCCUAGCUAAUGGUGGUCUGCCUGGCAGAGUUUGCGAUGACUGUGAAGCUGGUGGGCCAGGCACAAUCUUCGUCUUCCAUGAAGGUUAUGAACACCGAACGCUCAUCAUUGACAAUGAUGGUGCUCCAAGGCCAAGAACCCUGUAUGUCAACUGGGAUGACCCAACAAAAGAUGGUGGACGUGCCUGGAUUCUGCCACUGUCUGGAGAUCAUGACUUUGCAGGAAAUAGCUACAGAUAUAUGUUUGAGGAAUUACAGAUUGCUGGCAAUGGAGAUUUAGCAUUCUACCCACCACAAACAAAUCCUUCCUCAACUGUGUUCAUCCCUGGCCACGGAUCUGUGAACCUCAACUCAUACACCUCAGACAAUUAUAACAUGACCUUGUUCUUUAAAUACAUGAUAGGGGACAGGACAGGAGCAGUGCACCUGGGUGGGGGACAGGUAUUGGACCUGCACAGAGAGGAGAUCGACCUUCCAUUCAAUUGCUAUGUAUACAAUGGUGGCUAUCUAGGUCUGGCACCAAUGACCUAUGUUCAUGGAGUUGAAAUACAUCUAAAAGGUAUUCUUGCAAAUAUUGAAAAUAUAACAAUCCAUCAUGGUGGAUACCUGUGGCUGCAACAUGGCGGAAGAACCCUCAAUUCUUCUCUGAGUAAAUAUGUGUUUGACUUUGUUAGAAUACAAGACCAAGGUGUUUUGAAUGCCACUACAGAUCCUGUAACUGACCCUGGUAUUGAGUUUGACACGAGAGCUAUAAGUGUUGAAGGAGGUGGUGUUCUUCACGGAACAUACAUCACAUUCCAUACAGAAAACAUCACUGUUGAUGGUGGUGGGAAAAUCACUGCUGAAGGACUUGGAUACCAGGGACAGCAUACACAGGCCACUCAUGGUUCUCAGUCUUAUGGUGGCAGGCCAGUGAACUUAGGACUCCCUCAAGGCACAGGAGUAGGAGGCGGGCAUGGUGGCACAGGCGGUCAUGGAAAAACAACCGGACAAACAACAGGCUUUGCUUAUGGAAAUAUGUACGAACCAGAUGCCAUUGGAAGUUCUGGUGGUCCCGGUCCUCAGAGUCAUCGGGGUGGAACUGGAGGCGGAGUCAUUUGGAUGAAUGUGACAAAGAUGAUUGACAUUGAUGGAGAGGUAACUGCUAAUGGCGGUGAUGCAGAUUCCUUCGGUGGGGGUGGUGGUAGUGGAGGGAGCAUAUGGAUGUACUGUAACAUAAUCAGAGGCUUCGGCAAAAUCACUGCACAUGGGGGUCAAGGUUCUACAAAUUCUACUAGCACAGGCGGCGGGGGUGCUGGAGGUCGUAUAGCCAUUUACCUCAAGGUUAAUCUGACCAUGAUGAGCUUCAGUUAUGAAACCUUUGGAGGCCUUGCUGGGAAUGAAGUUGAUUCACAGAAUGGAGGAGGAGGGACAGUGUUUAUCUACCACAUGCUGGAGGACCACAGGACUUUACUCAUCGACAAUGGUGGUCGCAAGUGUAAUACCUAUAAUGUAAUCGCUGAUUACAGUGACCUCACAACAGACUCCUGUCGCACCUGGAUCACGCAAGAGUCUGGUACCCAUUCGUUCGCCAACCAAAAUAAUGAGUACCACUUUGAAGAGUUACAAAUGUAUAGAGAAGCUCACCUAGCAUUUCUGACUGACCCGGUCGGUGAGAAGAUAGAUGUGUUCUUCUUAUACAUGAUAGGAGAUCGGACUGGGACCGUGCAUCUUGGUCAGAACCAGGAGCUGGACUUGCUAAGGUAUGAGAUAGACCUACCUUUCAGUGCCAGAGUGUACACUGACGCCUACCUAGGUCUUGGUAACUUCACCAUCAUCCAUGAUGUGCACAUAUGGCUUGAGGGAACACUGGCCAACAUUUGGAAUGUUACCAUGCACCAACGAGGAAAACUGACACUUAAGUAUGGUGGACAUACCGAAAAUAAGCCGUCUAAUGAGUAUGAGUUUCAGUUUGUAAGAAUCCAGGAUGAUUCUUACAUUGAAUCGAUUAUGGACCCUGUCACUGAGCCUGGUAUUAUCUUUACUGCACAUGAAAGCAUAUAUAUUGAAGGAGGUGGUACAUUUAUGGGUACAAACAUCACUAUAUUGGCCUACAAUUUCACAAUUGAUGAUGGUGGAACCCUACAUGCUGACGGACGUGGUUACAGACCAACAGAUGCAACGACACAAGACUACAAUAUUGGAAAGGGUGUGGCAAGCGGGAACGGGGGUUCUGGUGGUGGUCAUGGUGGAACAGGUGGAUACGGUUCCGGUACGGCCCUGACUGGGCAGCCGUAUGGACACUUGUACCAGCCCUAUGCCAUUGGUAGUGCAGGGGGAGGCAGCAAUGGUGGAUCAGGAGGAGGUUUGCUAUGGCUUAAUAUCACUAACCGCAUUGAGGUGGAUGGAGAGAUGCGUGUGAAUGGCGGGGCAGCUGGUGCCGUCCAAGAUGGUGGCGGGUCAGGCGGCAGUAUUUGGAUGUACUGCUAUUUGUUCCGAGGUUUAGGCAACAUCACAGCCAAUGGAGGAGACCCUUAUCCCGUAACUGGUACAGGGGGAGCCGGAUCAGGGGGCAGGAUUGCUAUCUACUUCACCGUCAAUGAUACGUAUCUCGGUUCCUAUGACAACCAUGGUGGUGAGGUACAGGUAUCAUCAAGCGCUAACCCUGGAGGUCCUGGCACUACACUUCUGUACCACCAGGUACACGGACAUAUCACCCUGUAUGUCAACAAUGACGGACUGAUCAGCAAGAAAAGUGACUACAUCACAGACUACAAUGAUAUCAGUGAAGACAGCUGCAAGGCCUGGAUCAUGCCAAGUGCUGGAACGCAUGCGUUGGCCUUAGGCAACUUUGAUUACCGGUUUGAUGAGCUCGCUAUAUAUGGUUAUGCAAAUCUGGCCAUAUUACCUGAACCUGUGUCUAACGGAGCCAAUCUUCACUUUAUGAACAUGAUUGGAGACAGAACCGGCACUGUUCAUGUUGGUCCACAGCAGGUCAUGGAUCUGAAUCGCCAAUUUGUGGACACACCAUUUAACUCCUACGUGUACGAGCACGGGUACUUAGGACUCGCCCCAGACACCAAUAUUGAACAUGUUUUCGUUUAUCUGGAAGGAACCAUGGACCAUGUAAUCAAUCUGACUAUGAUUGGAGAUGCUCAGCUGCUUCUUCAACUGACUGGUUCAACCAAUAGCAGAGCUGCUCGUCAGUACCACAUCAAUGGAACAACCAUCAUUAAGGCAAGAGCCCUCGUCAACUGUUCCAAUCCACGGGCUAGCAGCGAUGAGUACCAUCUGGAGUUUAACUAUGUCCAGGUAGAAGGAGGUGGCGCCAUCACGGGUAGCUAUAUGUACAUUAAAGCCGAGGAUUUCAUCAUUGAUGAUGGUGGCAAUGUUUCUGUCAGCAACGGUGGCAACUCCCCAGAACAGGGAUCCGGCAAGGGGGAGUUACACAGACUUGGAUCUAGUGGGGCUUCUCACGGUGGCUUGGGAGGUCGUGGGGCUUGUGACAACUACAUGGCCUGUCGACUGAAACGGAACGAUCCAUAUGGGAGUCUUUAUCAACCUCUGGAAUAUGGUAGUGGAGGAGCUGGAAGUAAUGGCGGCUCAGGUGGAGGUCGUCUGAAGAUAGACGUGACUCAUACUCUGGCAGUAGAGGGCUACAUCAUAUCCAAUAGUGAGGAUGUGUCUGGUAAUCCGACAGACCUGUCCAGUGGUGGGAGUGGUGGCAGUAUCCUUAUCAACACUGUUAACUUCACAGGAAGCCACACAGGAAAGAUCAUGGCCAAGGGUGGUCGUGCCGAUAAGACAAAGGGAGGCGGCGGAUCAGGAGGAAGAAUAGCUCUGUAUCACUCCUCUAGUUUCAACAUACCACCUUAUCGUGGGUACUACCAUGUUCAGGGUGGAGCAGGCGACUCGGCCACCGGGUCAGAAUCCGGUGCCUCAGGGACAGUUUUCAUCCAAAACUCGACCUCUGGGCAUACUACGCUCCGAGUAGACAAUGCAGGCCAGACACAAGUACAGGAAGAGACCAGUAUCCAAAAUGAAGGGCAACGCCUUGAUCUAAGUUACUCUGGUGCAUACUCUAAGGGUACUUCGUUCACAUCAGUGGGGGGCCACACAGUGGCGUCCAGUGCUGCUACAUUCAACUACCACAGCCAUUACUGGUCGUCACACAACUCCUACUGUUACUACUCCAAUGAUGCCACGUCUUACUCCCUGAUGAACCUGUUUGAUCAGACGUUGGACAGUAACCGCUACCAGAGUUACCUCGCACAAGCCGGAUCAUUUACUCUGACCAUUACACUAGCCAGCACUCAAUUUGUAAAUCACAUCAAGAUCUUUCCAAGUAGCACCUACCCAUCAAAGUUCCAGGUGACUGGAUAUGACGGUGCUGGGAACUCCUACCCAGUGACCUCCACCCCCGUGACCUUGAGGAGCCCUGUGAUACAAGGCUCAUACCUGGUGCUCCCAUUGAUGCGACCAGCUACCAAAUUUGAAAUUGCAGUGACUGGUACUAACACGGGACUGUGUAACUCUUACGCUGGUCUGACUGAGGUUGAGAUCUUUACAGAUGGACAACAGUUAACUAACAGAUACGAUCACCUUGAUCUCAGUGGAGCCUCCACCUGGAUAUUUGAUGGCACUCAAACCUUCGACUUUGAUGUGGUACAGAUCUUGGGUAAUGCUCAUCUAGCAUUCAUGACUGAUCCAUUGUUCUCGUCUACUGUUUUGAAAAUUGGAGAGUUUCAUGGUGACAAAACAGGCUACAUCCAUGUUGGAUUCAGUCAGGAGAUGUACAUCAAUCAAUCAGACUCAGAUAUUCCAUUCAACACCCACGUGUAUGAGACUGGCUUUGCUUUAUUUCCUCCUCGGGCGUUCUUCUACAAGACACACCUGCAUACAUCAGGAGAGGUACAAGGUAUGGAGGAUAUCUAUGUAUUUGAUGGCGGUUCUGUGCGAGUAGACAGUAACGGCAGUAUUGGUGUGGCCACUCCUGCCCACAUAUCUGCCAACACACUACAUGUCCAGGACAAGGGAACAUUUGCCAUGAAGUCGUAUGAUGAGAACCACAUGUUCAAUGUCUUUAUCACCAACGUCACAAUUUAUGGUGGAGGAGAAUUCAAUGCCAACACAGGUGUAAAUUUCACCUCUCAUCAUCUGCUGGCUAUCUACUCCGGUGGUCUGAUCGACUUGUCUGCAGCCGGACAGCGUAGGCCGGACGGAGUAGGCGGCGGUACAGGCUCGACCUCGGGUGGCAGUGGUGGUGGUCAUGGUGGCAGUGGUGGCCGAGGUGCAUCACAGAGCACCACAGGUCAAGGACAUGGCUCUAUUUAUAGCCCCGACCAUUACGGCAGUGCUGGGGGCUAUGGAUACUAUGGUGCUUCUCUGUACUUUGGGGAUAAUGCUUUGCGCAAUGAUCUGGUGACUGGUGAUGUCGGAGGCAAAGGUGGUGGACUUUUGUACAUAAAAAGUCGCCAUGUCGAUAUUGAUGGUGAAAUACGUUCUAAUGGUGACAAGGCACACAGUACAUUUGGAUUGGGAGCAGGUGGAGGUGCAGGAGGAAGCAUAUGGAUUGUGUGUGACGAAAUUGUUGGUCAUGGUUUGAUGAACGCAAACGGAGGGAAUGGCCUGUCAUAUAACUCUGUCCACGGUGGUGGAGGAGGAGGAGGGCGUAUCUCUGUGCAGAGCGGCAACAUCAUCAAGAUGAACAUCACCAUGAAGGCAUAUGGAGGUACAAGUUCUGCAGAGACGGGUGGGGCUGGGACCAUAUAUGUUGAAACAUUUGACAAAGCUACUGGAAACAUCACCAACCGUGCCCUGUACAUCGACAACAAUGGCCAUGCCUAUCCAAAGGGAUAUCAGUUUAUUCAGGGCGAUCGACGAAACUUAAACGAUGGUAAUUACACCGACCGGACUGAAGCUGGCGGGAUCACCUGGCUGUACCAAGAUGUGGGGACCUACCAAUUCGACACGAUGUCCAUCAGUGGAAACGCCCAUGUUGCUAUCCUGUCGGUGCCCCCAGCUUCAGCAGUCAUUGACCUGGAUGUCAUUAGUGGCGAUAGGAGUGCUGUGCUGCAUUGUGGGGUAUAUCAGACGUGCAAGUUUUUGAAGUUGAACGAAUAUUUACCAUUCAACCUUCAGGCAUACAGAUUGAGUGUGAUAGAGGUUCCGGAGAAGAUUACGUUACGUGAGGUUUGGUCGGAGAUCAACGGGACAGUGAUUGGACUACAGGAUGUAGCGAUAGAAGAUAACGGAGAGCUGUACAUCUGGUCAUAUGUCAACACUCAGGGCUCGCCGCUCGGAACAUUCGCCGUCACCAACAUUUCUGUACGGGCCGGCGGAAAGUUUGAGCCACUGACCACCAAUAAUUCACAGAUCACCGUGGCAGCCACCAGGGUUAUAGUGAACGGCAAAGGCUAUAUCAGAACGAACAGCCUUCAGAUGAACGCCGUCAACAUCACUGUGGAUCUAUCAGGGGACUUCCAUGCAGACUACACCGGUUACUCCUCAGGCCAGGGUCCAGGUGUUGGACUCUCGGCCACAAACCACAAAGGGGGUUCCGGUGGAGGGCACGGAGGCAGGGGUGGACGGUCAUUAUAUGGCCACUUCUCUGGUGAAGCUUACGACUCCUUCAAAUUUCCCAUAGAUAUGGGUAGUGGAGGAGGUGCAGGGCUCCUCGGAGACCUAGGGGGCCGCGGGGGAGGUAUUAUUCAUCUGAAUGUGUCCGACGAGCUGAGAGUUGAAGGACGUCUCCACUCAAACGGAGAGAGUGGUGGUGGGUCUACGGCUGGAGGUGGAGCUGGUGGCUCUAUCUUCGUCAGUGUUGGACACCUUGACGGUGCUGGAAGUAUUGAGACCACAGGUGGUGCAGGAGCCUCUAUACAUGGAGGAGGGGGAGCUGGAGGGAGAAUCUCUAUAGAACACAGUCAAGAGAACCACUUCACAGGGGAGUACCUCAUCCAUGGUGGUUACGGCAACGAACAGUACGGAGGAUCUGGCACUGCCUAUCUCCAGGAUGCUAAAAACGCGACGCACCCUUACCGCAAAUUCAUCGUUGACAACAAUGGUCACACAAGCAGUGAACAAAUUUCUUCUGAGAUGUUGAGCCUAGUUUCCCCUUCCAGUAGCUCAAACCGAUUGUACAGCACAUACAGUGACAUUCUGGUGGAGUCGACUGGAAGUCCCUGCAACACUUCUCAUCCACUGUCAGGAGUUACCAACACAGGGCUGCCCUUCAUCAGCACAGCCAGGAACGUCAAUGUGACUUUCACCCUGCCACAUAAUCUGUACAUACAACAAGUCCGAGUGUACCCCUACUGUGACGACUCCUAUGGAAGAUACCGGAGUGAUUUCUGGGUCGUCAGUGAGCUGGGAGGAGUAGAGGUUGACCAUACUGGAAACUACAUCAGCAGUGAAGGCUGUCAGUAUCCCGAUGCGCCCCAAACAUUUGGUGAGGUGGACAUCUAUAGAAACGUCGACAAGGUGACCAUCAGAUUACAAAGUACAGACCAGCAGGCAUCCCUUGACCAGGUUGAGUUUGUUGUGAUUGAGAAUCCUGCAGCCAAUACUCAGACCCCGUACUCAAGAUACCAGGGAACUGCCUACAUACUCCACGAAACCGACAAUAUGGCUGUUUACGAGUUUGAGGAGAUCCAUGUGAAGGGAGGUGCUAGUCUGGCCAUGUCUGGUAGCCAAGCUCACUUAAUGGUUCAUCAAGUGAACGGGGAUAACUCAGGUCAAGUAAAAGUGAAACAGAACCAGACAAUGACCACCACACCAGACCGGGCACUGAUACAGUUUAGUAUUGAAACAGAACGGAAUUCCCACCUCACACUCCCACCUACCAUUGACUGCAGGGACAUUGAUUUUUACAUCAGAGGUGAUUUUGAUAGGAUGGAGAAUGUGACAUUAAACUCUGGCUGUAGAAUGUCUCUAGACCACUUUCAAGAAACCGUGAACCAGAUAGACAGCCUGGAUGUAAAGACUUUUGCCGAAUUAAAUGUUAUCACUGAUCUGGAGGCCCUGACUACACUGAAGGGGACCUCCCUCACUGUCAGGAGUGGUGCUAAGCUGUCCUCCAAUGACCUGGCCUUGUGGUAUACCAACAUCACAGUGGAACCGUACGGGGAGCUGACUGUAGCCGAAGCAGUACCAAAACAGGAACGCAACACUGGUAUCGGCAGCGGUCACUGUGGAGUUGCCUGUUCUGGUGGUGGUCAUGGUGGAAAUGGAGGUCAAGGUAAUGGUCAACAAGUUGUCGGAGCAAGUCACGGGUCUUUUGUGGCACCAACUGCGUUCGGUAAAGAUGGUGGCUACAACUCAUUCCCUCAAAAAGGAGGUAAAGGUGGCGGUCGAUUGUUCAUCAACGCUACACAUACUCUGACAGUAGACGGUACAAUAUCUGCCCACGGAGGUAACUGGAGCUCUGUGAGGAGUGGUGGCGGAUCUGGUGGCAGUAUCAUGGUAUUAACAUACACAAUGGAUGGUGAUGGCAAGUUUGAUGUUAGCGGUGGAAACGGCUACGAUGGAUCAUACACCACCCAAGGGGGUGGAGGAGGCGGAGGCAGGCUGGCUUGGUACUACCAACACAACUUCUUCGUUGGAACCUUCCAAGGUUUUGGUGGUACUGGUGGUUACGAAAAUGGUGGCCCUGGAACAAUCUACGCACACAAAAUGCCCGACUUUGAACAACCCUUCUCCUCGUUUACAUCCAACAGAACACUAUACCUAGACAACAACAACAGGAUACCACUUGACCCUUUCCGCAAUCUCACCAGUUCCUACAGUAAUUACACCUUAGGUAGUGCUGUAGCCUGGCUUCUCCCGUCAGACUACCCCGAAUUUGUUAACGAAACCAAAAACAGUACACAAAUUGUCCUUGAAGAGCUCCAUCUGUAUCGUGGAGCUCAGAUGGCUUUCCUGAUGCCCGACGAUCCUUAUGGCUUUAUUGACAUCAGUAUUGGGAUCAUCGAAGGGGACCGAUCAGGCCAUCUACACGUUGGUUUUAACCAGUCACAGUACAUCGCCAGUGGCAAGCUCCCCAAUGACCUUUCUAUCUAUCAAGGAGGGAGCAUAACUCUGAAAGGAGAGCUCCGGGCCGCCGGUGUGACCAUCAGUAUUGAGGGUGUUAUCAAUAAUGUGGAGAACUUGACAGUUGUGGAUGGAGGUAUCUUGAAAAUUUUUGAGAUGAGAGAUAUAUUUAAUGUGCGUCACGAUCAGCUGGUAUUCAACACUCUGAGUGUCCGCAAUAAUGGCAGUAUGUUUACGCAGAACGGCGAUGAUUCCCAUAACUUGAUCGGUCAUACCCUGCGUGUGUACCCUGGAGGGUUGUUGGAGUCCAAGAAACUCUAUGUGGAGGCAAACACAAUCAUCAUUGAUGUACUGGGUACAAUUAGUUCAAACUACAAAGGCCACUGUUCUGGAGGUACUGGGCAAGGAGUUACUGCUGCUGGUAUUGGGUUAGGAGGCAGUUACGGAGGAGAGGGUGGAUCAGAAAAUGAGGAUCACACACCUGCCACAGGUUAUGGCUUUUUCAAUUUUCCAAACGAGUACGGCAGCUCGGGAGGAACUGGUACCAACCUUGCUGGUAAUUCUGUGGCUGGUGGCUGUGGUGGAGGAAUCCUCCAUUUCCAUUUGAGCACAAAGUUACAAGUUGAUGGUAACUUAACCGCCAAUGGACAGUCAGCUGACGCCACCUACGCCGGGGGUGGUUCUGGUGGCAGUAUAUACAUCAACACUACCGAGUUUGAUGGCACCGGGACAAUCGAGGUUAAAGGUGGAGCAGCGAGAAACGGAGGUGGAGGAGGCCGUGUGGCCAUCGUCUUCGAAGAGGACAACUUCAUCGGCGACAUUACAUCUACAGGAGGACUGGGAGGUGGAGAGAUGGGAGCAUCUGGCACUGUGUACACACGCGACACUGUUACCAGUUCUGGUGCAGAAUACAAACGUCUACAGAUCUACAAUCAGCAAGGCAAUGGGGACAGCAAAUCGAGAAUCUCAAUUUCCGAAAUCCAAAUCCCUGACCAAGAGCUGAAUUUGCUUGACUUGGGCCAGUAUGCACAAGUUGGUUUCCUGGCCGUAGACUCGGAUGGUAUGCCUGUUGUCGGGGAAAGGAUGCAGAACUUGACUCAAGUGGGCGGUGAUCACACUGCUGUUGUCCACAUAGAGCCGGGCUAUAAUUUAAACAUCAUCUUCAAUGAGUCGGCCAUCCUCUCAUUUGAUGUCACAUUGUAUGAGAAUGCCACUGUGAACCUGCCCUAUGAGACAUUCCUGCUCGACUGUCGUAUCACCCUAUAUGGAGGAGUACUACAGGGCGUAGAGAAGCUGAAUAUCUCCAUGGAGGGUACUUUCUCGAUCUACCCGCCUGCUCAGCUUGCAUAUUCUCACACAGUUGAGCUCAACAGCAUUGUUAUCCAAGAUGGAGGGUUAUUCAAUUUCUUAGGCAAUGCUGAAAAUAAUUCGGUGCUACAAGUUAAACUGGACGGGGGACUUCACAUCCAAGGAGGAGGUGAAAUGCAGGCCAACAACCUACACCUGGAAGCUGUAAACAUCACCAUAGAUGCAGAUGGUAUUGUCAACAGUAGUGGCAGAGGUUACUCAGCAGGUAACGGUGAUGCUUCAGGCAUACACAGUCUGACUGGAGGGUCCGGCGCCUCCCAUGGAGGUCUCGGUGGCAUUGGGGCAGGAACAACGUAUGCAAGUACGGCAUAUGGUGAUAUGGUUUUGCCAGUUAACUAUGGCAGCGGUGGUUCUGUGUCACCAACUGGUGAUGGUCGAGCUCUUGGUGGUGGCAUUAUCCACCUAAAGGCACAAAACCUCAUGGAAAUUGAUGGAUCGGUGACGGCUAACGGCAUGGACGCCGAGAGUGGUAGUCAAGGAGGUGGAGCGGGAGGCAGUAUACUGCUGGAAUCUCUACACUUCUUGGGAACUGGCACCAUUUCUGCAAAUGGAGGUGCAGGUGGAGUGGUACCUAACUGUAACAGCUACGACAGUGAGCGGCGAUGCCUACAAUGUAACUCCGGUUAUUUCUGGGUCGCGUACAAUUGUGUGGCAGACUGUCAGAACCAAAACAGUCGCUGCUGUGAUGCGACUACCUUUGUUGCCAACUGUGUUGCUGCCGGCAACAGCCAGGGAGACUGCAGCGGGAAUUGUCAGAGUGCAUUCUCACUUGGGAACACUACCUUCCUGGCUUACUGUGAUGAUGUUGGCAGGACAUGCACUGGUGAAACCAAUGUUCUACCAAAGAAAUCUGGAGGUGGAGCUGGUGGUGGCAGAGUUGCAGUUCAUGCAAAUGACAGCUAUGCCUUCCGUGGUAAUUAUGAGACCUUUGGAGGGAAGAGUGGAGCGGAAAAUGGUGGAUCUGGUACUGUCUACUUCAGACAGCCAGCCUCAACAGGUGGCUAUGAGGACACCCUCAGAAUAGAUAACGACGGUUCAAAGCCGAGCAACACCUUCAUCACUAACGCAGAUCAGGACAGCGGAAAGACAUAUGUAACCAUGGCAAGUCCCGCUUCAGAGCUUUUUAUUCACAAUGUCCUGAUUUACGGAUCUGCACAUCUUGUCUUUAAGAAUACCACACUGGCUGGAGCAAUCCCUGUGAGAAUAGGUAAUCUUCAGGGUGACAAGACAGGCUUGCUUCACUGCUUGGCAGACAUACCAGAAACGAAAGUCGAUGACAGCGAAAGCCCAUUUCCAGCAUCCUUUGCCAUAUAUGAAAAUGCUGACUUGGCAUUGCCUGCGGAGGUACACCUCAUCCGACUGGAGUACACAACAAUAAAGCUGGAUGGUACUAUCAGUGGGGCCAAUAACUUCCACAUCGGUCAGGAUGUCAACGUCCUUGUCGGUGAACAUGGUAAAACCAGUGGAAGUGCAGACAGGGAGUUUCAUUUUGAUACCCUGCAAGUGUAUGCUGAUGGUAAAAUGUCAUCUGACUUCAUAAAUGAAUACAUUCCUUCCUUGGUUCUCAAUUUGACCGGUCUUCUGCGGCUUCAUGCAGGCGGGAGGAUUGAGGCUCCAUGGCUGGAAGUAACAACAGACAGGGCACAGGUUGACCCUGCGGGGGUCAUUGACACCACACUACGAAAUGUCAAAACAGCCAUGGACAGUCAGGAUGGAAUUAAUGCUCCUACAGGCGGUGGAUCUGGUGGUGGAGGCGGUGCUUCCGGAGGACAAGGGACAAACCAGACUGUUGUCGGAACUUCUCCGUCCUAUGGUGAUAUGUACUAUCCCAAAGAGUUUGGUGGCACUGGUGGAGAUGGUGGUGGCUCUAAUCUCAAUCUCGGCUGUGUACCAAACGAUGAACAUACUGGCGGCAAUGGCGGUGGAAUUGUCCAGAUGACCAUCACCAACGACUUUGUGCUGGAUGGUGAGAUCUUGUGUAAGGGGUCAUCAGGAUCCGGGCCUAGAGGAGGUGGUGGAGGUGGUGGUAGUAUAUUAAUCAAAACCAAUCAGAUGACUGGAAUAGGACUCCUCAGUGUGGAGGGUGGCAGCGUGGCCAGUGGCAUCAACUCCUGUCAUGGUGGUGGUGGCGGUGGUGGACGUAUCGCCAUUCACUACAACGGCACUUUUGACUUCAAUGGGGAAACCCACUCUCACGGUGGAAGUGGUGGAUUGGAGUGUGGCGGUGCUGGAACUGUGCUCCUCAGGGACACUUUCACAGCGUCAGAUGUCCUAAAGAUUGAUAACAAAGCGGUGUGCACACCUCUUGAUGCCUCUAUUGACUUUAGCCUGUUGUCCGACACGAGACGUGGAGAACACAGCUGUCAGACAUGGCUAUUUGACCACACAUCUCCCGUUAGUCACAUGCACAACUUCAGUGAGGUCUCCAUCAGUGGAAAGGCACAACUUGCGGUCUACCGACGCAACGUUGACACCUUCACGCAGUAUGUCACCAUUACCAAAGGCACGGGCGACAAAACUGGCACAUUCCACGUCGGUAAUCUGCAGGUCUUUUCAGCUACACUACAUGUUGAUAGCCCUGAACUGGAUUUUAGUAUGCAAAUUUAUCAAGGUGGUACUAUGAAGGCUGAGGAAGUGUUACUUGUAUAUGGUAUCACCAUGGAACUCCAGGGAACAUUGGAAGGGGCAGAACAUCUUGUGAUUGGGCCUGGUGGACAGAUCAUUCUCAGGCCCUAUACCAACACCAGCGUGUCCACCACAGUUACCAAUGAAAUCACGUUCCAAAGCAUAACAAUACAGGGAGGCGGAAUACUGAAAAUUAACAGUGAGGCUCAGGGCAUGGUCCUCAUUGGAAACACAUUCCACGUAGAGAGUGGUGGAAUUAUGGAUGCAGAUAAAAUAGAACUCCGAGUUGACAACCUCAUCAUAGAUGACUCCGGUGUCAUGCGGACUGAUAAGAAUGCACCUGUUGGGGUUGACGGGGACGGAGCAGGAAAGGAUGGUAGCGGUGCUGGCCACGGUGGUAUGGGCGGAACUGGCACGAUUGCUAGUGCUGGAGGAUUGUUCUACGGAGCCUUAAAAACGCCCCAGUCUUUUGGCAGCAGUGGUGUAACAAAUACAAGCGUGCAGACAUAUGGAGGAGGGGUUAUCAAAAUACAGGCUUCCAACUACACCGCCAUUGAUGGUACUAUCAGCUGUGAUGGUGAGGCAGGCAAGUCUGGUGCUGGAGGUGCCAGCGGAGGAUCCCUGAUCUUGGUAACGAACCAUCUCUCUGGUUCUGGCAUCCUACAGGCCAACGGCGGAGAUGGUGACACGGUCAGUGGAGGAGGUGGUGGCGGUAGAGUCUCUCUAACCUACACCAUGUCUGAGUACACUGGAAAACACCUGGCUUACGGAGGCCGAGCAGCCAAUGGAGAUGGAGGGGCAGGAACAGUUUAUGUAGAGGGCGCUGGCAAGAAGAUGCUCUACAUCGACAACAAGACACCCAGUACCAAUAUAAAGUCUUCAAUCUCAAGCAUGGACAUAACCUCCGUCACUGCCGAUGACGCUAGCCGUACCUGGGUGCCCUUUGACACAGCCACCAUUACCCUAGACGAACUCCAUAUUCUGAACGGUGCCCAUAUGGCCUUGGAGCCAAGUGCAACUACUACAACACACGCGUUGACCAUCCAGAAUGUCUACGGUGAAGACUUCAUCAAUAACCCAGAUAACAAGGGAACACUCCACGUGGGCCAUCACCAGUCAGUGUCAAUCAGUCAGACCUAUCUCUAUCUACCGUUCAAUGGACAUGUGUAUUUUGAAGGUGUUCUGCAGUUACCGUCUAAUGUGAAGAUGUACAAGAGCAAUUUCGUCUUUGAAGGAAUACUGUCCGGUGUUUCUACCUGGGACCUGAUCAAUACCAACGUAGAGCUAAAGGGAACCAGUAAAACACAGAACACGCUGACCCCCGCCUCCUUUACGAUCACGUCCCUGAACGUACUCGCAGGCAGUACACUAACAAUGAGAGACAACAACACGAACUACAAACUCGAACUCAACACCCUCUUCAUUGGGGCAACUGGUACCAUUCUUGGUAGGAAACUGGAGAUCCAAGCAUCUGCUAGUUUUGAGACAGAAGAUGGUGCAACUAUUGACCUCGACGGCCAGGGAUCCUCUGUAUCAAGCUCAGUGUCUGACAGUUUAGGAACAAGUCACGGAGGCCAAGGAGGCAAAGGACCAAGUGACACAGUGUGUGACCCGACAAAUGAUGACAUGCGGAGUCCGGCACUGCCUGGUACAGGUAACUCGAGGGCUGCAGGCGGUGGAAUCCUCAAGAUCUCUACUGCAACCCUCACCAAUGCUGGCACCAUUACUGCAAAUGGACAAGAUGCAAAUACUACAGGCUACGGUGGUGCAGCUGGUGGCAGUAUCGACAUUACCUGUACAUCCAUACAGAAUUCAGGUAUCAUCCGAUCUGAUGGUGGACUGUCCGGUGGAGGUGCAGGCGGAGGUGGUGGCGGUCUCAUCGCUAUAACGUACACUACCACUAUGAACCUUGGUGACGGGGUUACAGCCUACGGUGGCGACGGACACCAGCGAGGGGCUGCCGGAAUCCUCUACCUCAACUUUGAUAAUGCUUUUUCUCCAAGCACAACUGCAAUCAUCAAGAACAGUGGAGAGACAGAUGUAGUAUCCCAGCUUACCGUACCAGAAAAUACCCUCGUUCUAGAGCUGGAUACAAUCGAGGUCCAAUCAAAAUGCGUGUAUGGUUUACAGGCCAGGGUAUCCACGGAUAUCCUAAAGGCCAGAGUUGGUGACAUCAUAAGUGUACCAGGCUCUACUUUGGUAGUGGAGGAAUACACUGAAUUUUACUACGCCACCAAAUCGGCCAACAAUAGAAACCUCGUUAUUCUACCCAACAAUAUUGAUGUGAAGGAGAGAGCCCAGAUAGAGCUGCCCGAGACCACUAUAGUGGAAAGAGAUGUCACCUUUGAUUUGUGUGGUGCCUUCCUUCUCAAUACCAAGAACCUUAACAUCAAAGAUGGUGGUACGCUAAAGAUGGCAUUCCCUGGUACAUCAGGAACGAACCUGGCUCCGUCACAGAGCGUAUUGCUGUUAGAUUCAUUGUCUGUGGACUUCGGUGGAGAUAUACAACGUUCCACCAAAUGCGAAGGAUCAUCUGGAAGUAAGAAAACCACUGUACAGAUUACUGACUACAAUGUAGUUUCAACCUUCACGAUUCCUUCAUCCUCGUACAGUCUUCAGAACGGAUAUACAACAUCGUACAUUAGCCAAACCGACAAUCUCACCUGCACUGGUGAUGUGUAUAUUCCCCGGACCAAGGAAUGCAAUCUGGCUGCCAUUGGUCACACUUUCACCUCCAUUACAAUAGAGGCUGGUGGAAAGUUGAAUAUCGUUGGUGAUCCUGAUGGGGUCAACAUGACUACCAUCAACACUGGUAGUUUGGAAAUCAAACUUGGAGGCGAGAUCAAUGGUGUUGGGGCAGGUUACCAAACGUCUGGUCCUGGUGCGGCAUCCUCCUCUUCAAAUGGAGCUACACAUGGUGGUACAGGAAAGAGCAGCACCGCAGAUCCCUAUGGAAAUGUUAUUUCACCCAGAACUCACGGAAGUAAUGGAUAUGGGGCGUCAUCUUCAACAAAGCGUGGUGGUGGACAGGUAGAAAUCACUGUAUCUGGCAAUAUGAUUGUCGAUGGUGACAUAAAGAUGGAUGGCCAGGACGGUGCCAGCGGAGGCAGUAUCAUCCUGAACGGGCAAACACUGUCUGGGAAUGGUGUCAUACAGGCCAAUGGAGGAGUUCGUGGCGGUGGCGGGCGUGUAGCCAUUACUACCUCGAACACAUACACAUUUGAGGGGACAGUCACAGCUUCAGGAGGAGAUACAGAUGCCAGUCCAGGAACUGUGUAUUUGGUGAAACCCUUGACCGGUGGUCAGACAGGAAAAGAGUUGACCAUCAGUGGUGGAGGAACUACACGACUGGUCGAUGCUAAUGGUGUAUCCAGCACUACAUUUACCAAGCUGACGGUAGACAGCGGUAACACUCUAUCAGUAGAGACAACUCUGACGGCCACUGAGCUGCUCGGAGACGGCACAGCAACAGUACACAUAACCACUGGGAAGACCUUCACCGUCACCAAAUUCCUUGAUGACUUGACCGGGAGUCAAUGUGGAUUCAUCAUCGAUGCAACAGCUACACUGACGGCCACCGCUGACUUGUACGUGACUGGUGACAGUCCGGAGUUGGUUGUGAGGGGAACACUUGCAUCUUCUACAUUAACUAUAGGGAAAAACGGAGCAUUUACGCUGUAUGAUACUGGUGUAAUGCAGUUAUCCUCUCUUGUUCUCAAGGAAUAUGCCACAGGUGAAAUCAAAGCAGGAGGAAAUCUUAAUCCAGUCGCAAGUUCUCUGACGUUGCUAAGACUUGGCUACAACUCCUCCAUGACAUACAAUGAGAACUCGAUAAAUAUCCAGGCAGAUGAUUUGGAAAUGUAUCCCCAAUCCAGGCUGUACUUAGCAAUGGACACCAAACAAUUUACCUUUAAUGGUAAUAAUUUCAAAAUGGAGGAUGGCUCAGGGAUAUCUGUUUCUGGAGGAGGAUCAACUACAGGUCAAGGUGCUGGUAGUUCAACCAAGGGAGCUAGUCAUGGUGGCGAAGGAGGAAGUAACCCAAAUAUUCAGUAUGGAAAUGUUGUACAGCCAACAGUAGAAGGAAGUGGCUGUUCUACUAACAGAGGAGGUGGCAUCAUAACUAUAAAUGCCUCAGCCACAGUGACAAUUGAUGGAACAUUGGAAGCAAACGGUGAUGUGGGUACAACAGAAGGUGGCGCCAGUGGUGGUAGUAUAUACAUCAAAGCCAAUUCCCUUGAAGGUCAUGGAGUCAUCAGCACCAAUGGUGGCAUCAGUGCCACACAGGGUGGUGGCGGCGGUGGGAGGAUUGCCAUUGUUGCAAACUCCAUCACAUACUUCCACGGAAAAGCCAUAAGCAGUGGCGGUGAAGGAGGAACUGAACAUGGUGGAGCUGGAACAGUUUAUUCAGAGUACACCAAGUCUGGUAGCGCCAGGAAGAAAACUGUCAGUAUCGACAACAAUGGCCUUCAGACGCUCCGACAAACAUGGAUAAGCGGUAUCACCACAACACUUUCAGAGCUGAUCCUGAAAGGUAAAGCUUUGACCUCCUUUGUUUCCACCAUCACAAGUGUCACAAUUGAGAUCAUAGGGGGCGAUUACUCAGGCACUUUGUUUGUCGACUCGAAUCAAGACUUUGACAUAGCGACUGCCUAUGGUACACAGUAUCCAUAUGCUCUUGAGUGUAGACUUGUUGUUGAAGGAAUUGCCAAACUGCCAGCAAAACUGUUAAUAAAGGAUGAUGACUCUGAGGAUAGCAAUAUAAAUUUCCUUGUCCAAGGAACCGUCAUUAAUCUGCGGAACCUCAUUGUUGGAUCAGGAGGGAAGGCAAGCUUUUCGUCGACCAGUCGAAGUGGAUUGUCAUCUGCCAGUGUUGGUGUGGCUUCUAAGUUAUCCCUGACAACUCUGGAUGUAACUACCAAUGGUGUGCUAAUUGUUGGUGUUGAUUCCACAAAUACAUUCACACUAUCUGUACUCCUUGACCUUAACAUCAAAUAUGGUGGCACCUUAUUAGGAAAGUACCUGUCUGUUGAAGCCCGUAACCUGCAAGUUGCCUUUGAUGGCACAAUCAGCACAGAUGGACAAGGCGCAUUGGCUGAAGUAGGGGCAGGAGCAGGAUCUGAUGGUUCAGGGGCAAGCUACGGUGGUACAGGUGGAAAUUCAAGCUCACUAGCUUCACCUGUUUCAGAGUCUUAUGGAAAUGUGUUCACUGCAGGAGACAUAGGAUCUGGUGGUGGUAACACUAGUUCUGGUGGUGUAGGUGGGCAAGGAGGUGGUCAGCUAUCUAUUGCUGUUACAAACCAGUUCACUAUAAAUGGAAAUGUCUCUGUCAAUGGCAUGGCUGGUGCAGAUGGGGGAGGAGGAGGUAGUGGUGGUUCUCUUGUUAUCAGUUCCAAUAAUCUGAUUGGAAAUGGUGUUUUGUCUGUACAAGGAGGCGGCUCCAACUCCUCAGGAGGUGGUGGAGGUGGAGGGGGACGAGUCUUCCUCGACAUCACUGGAGAUUACAACUUCACCGGAGAAUAUAGGCUUCAGGGAGGCAAUGCCUCCACAGGGGGUCACGGUGGAGGUUCUGGUACUGCCUACAUCAAAACUAUAAAAAGUAGCCUCCAAUUUCUUCACCUAAUGGCUGACAACUCUGGUGUGACAGGAGACGAAUUGUCAGGAACCAUCAUUGACAUCACAGGAAGCUCGGAGGUCAGAGUCGACCAACUGACCGUAGGAGAUGAUGUGCUACUUCAUGUGACCACGGCGAACCUCCAUCUCAUAGCAAAGGAACUUGUGUGUGGAACGAGAAGUACACUUAAGAUUGAUGAUGACGUCGUAUUCACUGCAGAUCAGGACAAGACAUACACCCAGCUCACAUGCAGUCUUGUUCUGACAGAGCAGGGUGAGGCCAGAUUACCGCCCACAACAGAAUUCAAUGGGCCAAGCAAUGUAUUUGAUGGAACACUCACAAACAUCUUCAAUAUAAUCAUUGCCUCUUAUCAAACUGCAAGUUUCUCAGCGAAGACAAAAACAGCCAGUUAUUCAAAUGGUGCCUAUUUGUACAUCAAUGACCCUGGAGCCUACCGAUUCAGUUCUCUCAUCAUUAAAAGCUAUGGGACAGGGAUCUUCCCAAUGACUGGCAAGAGACUGUUGCUGAGCACAGUGGAAAUACACUACAGAGGGGUGCUUUAUGGUGAAAACCUUGACUUAGAGAGCAAUAACAUUGAGAUCAAUCCAGGAGGAAUGAUUGACUUGAGUGGUGGAGGAUCAGGAGCAGAUCAAGGUUCAGGAGCAGGAUCAAGUGGUUCUGGUGGAGGUCAUGGUGCUGAAGGAGGUUCCAUAUCCUCGUCUGUCCCAGGAGGUGCUGCAUAUGGCCUUGUGCGUUCGGUAAAUGAAACCGGAAGUGGGGGAGGUAGCAGCACUGCUGGUGGAGUUGGUGGGAGCGGUGGAGGUCUACUCACUCUUCUUGUACAGGAUACCCUCAUUAAUGAAGGAUCAAUUCGUGCUAAUGGUAAUCAAGGAAAUGGUACGGAUGCUGGUGGAGGCAGUGGUGGGACACUGUAUAUUCAAUCCAAAUACCUGACUGGUCAUGGUACCAUGACGGCUAAUGGAGGUGCAGGCAGCGGACAGGGAGGAGGAGGUGCAGGUGGACGGGUAGUCAUCAUACUGACACAAGAGUACACGUUUGAUGGUACGAUGAUGGCUUACGGAGCUGGCAACGAUGACAACUUUAACACAGUGAAGGCUGGCCCUGGCACUGUAUUUAUCUAUGAUGGUACGACUACCCUAUCAAGUCCUAAUCGCAGAUUGAUGGUGACAGGAGAUACAACCGACCCGCUACAAAAACAGACAAGGACUAAGGUCCAGGGUGAUUCAGCCGACCAUUACAUCUUUGAUGAAAUGACUCUCAGUGGCUAUGCCAACUGUGAGUUCGGAUCAACCUCUACAGUCCUGAGUGUGAAGAAGUUUUAUGGAGACAAGACCGGCUGGCUUUUUGUUGAAGAGGAACAGGUGUUAAAGGCAGAGUACAUAGAGGGAGUAGAAACAAGUCUGGUAUUAAUCAUUAACAUGGACAUCGGGGAAAAUGCUACGCUUCACGCACCGAUUAACAUGACUGUUGCGGGUGUCACGACAGUCCUGCGGGGACAAGUGACCUGCAAGAAUAUGAUUGUGGAAGAGAAUGGUCAAGUUCACUUGCACAACUCAUCCUACACUGCCAACUUUGAACAAGGUGUAUACCAACCAACAAGUAGUCCGGGAAGCUACAAUCUGGCCUACCUUGGUCUGAAGAAAAAUUCGCAAUUCAUACCUGUAGUAAAGCUUGACCUUACUGCCGCCACUGUGGAUAUGAAGCGUUUUGUUAAGUUGUACGCCAACUCUAUAAAAUUAAAUGUAGGCACUUUGACCGUUGAAAGGGAAGCAGUACUCAGUGUGGAUGGAAAGGGACUAGUAGAGGAUGCUCCAGCUGCUGGACAAGGCAGGAAUAAAUCAGGAGGAGCCUACGCCAGUUCCGGGGGAGUAGGUGCCAAUUUUACAAUCAGCGAUACACCAGAGGCAUUUGGUACCAUUUACCAACCUCUUACUUCAGGAACACAAGGAGGAGACGGCGGUUACGGUGGAAGUGUAAUACAAAUCACAGCUGUGACCUUAACUCUAAAUGGUUUACUGUCGGCCAUUGGUGAUGAUUCUACCACAGGGGGUGGAGGUAGUGGAGGCAGUAUAUAUGUACAGUGUCUUGGCAGUAUCACUGGCUUCGGUACCAUGUCUGUCAAUGGAGGGGAAGCAACAGGAAUGGAUGCUGGAGGUGGAAGUGCUGGACGUAUCGCUGUGGAAUCUCUCGCUGAAACCUUCUCUCAAACAGGGACCUUUAGUGCCAAGGGAGGCAACUCACCAGCUCCAAAUGGAAAAGGAGGCCCUGGGUCUAUUUAUCAGAAAAUUGGAAGUUCUACUGCCAACACCAUUGUGGAGACCUUGACCGUUGAUAACAGCAAUGGUCAGCAGGAUUACUACAUGACUCUUGCUGAAACCAGUUUGGACCUUGAAUUUGACAUAGUUAACUUAUAUAACUAUGCUAAACUACAAAUUUCUAAAGACUCAUCUGUCAAUAAAACCAUUAAUAUCCUCAAAGUUAACGGUGAUGGAACAGGACUACUGCGACUCCAGACUAAUCAGAAAGGUACCAUAGAGAGAACAGCAACAUCAACAGUCUCUAAGCUUGAAAUCAACUUGGAGCUCCAUGACGGAGGUGAAUUUGUGUUAUCCGAGACAUCAACAAUUCUUGGUAAGGCACCAAUUGCCUUGGAUUUGGAUGGAAUCUUAAGAGGUGUAGUAAACUUGAUCCUAGGAGCAGGUAGAUUUAUGAGAAUGGGUGCAAACGCCAUGAUUGUGCCUUUCCAGGCAACAGCUCUAUCCUCCCAGGCCAGAGUGACCUUUGGCACUUUUCAGAUGGACCCAGCCAGUGGCUUGGAAUACGAAAAAAACACUGGAGCUGAUAUGUUAGUGAGUAUACUUGAUGUCAAGUACCAGGCUUGCAUAAAGGCUGAUUACUUCAACAUCUCAUCAUCCUAUAUCCUUAUAGAGCAGGAAGCUUGCCUGUCUUCUGCCAGCUUUGAUAGACCGCUAUCAACAACCAUUGACACGGACGUUGGAAACGCCACAGAGGCAAAUGGCAAGAAGGGCGGUGCUGGUCAUGCUGGCAAUGGUGGAGGAUCACCGGCUGUUUCUGGUGGCUAUUAUGGAUCCUUAUACAAUCCCAUUGAACCAGGCAGUAGAGCUAGAUCAUCAGGCGGAAAGGGAGGCGGUAAGAUAUACCUGAAAGCCGGAAGCCAGCUGUAUAAUGACGGGGAGGUCUCUGUGAGUGGCAGUGAUAGUUCAGAAGGAGGAGGUAGUGCAGGUAGUAUCUGGAUUGAGACAGUGGAGAUCGAUGGUUUUGGUACGUUCUCUGCAGUAGGAGGAAAUGGACUUGCCCAGGAUGUCGGUGGUGGCUCUGCAGGCAGAAUAUCAAUCAACUGUACAAAAGAAAUAGCAUUUGAAGGUGAAUAUUUAGCCAAUGGUGGCUCAGGAUUCACAGAUGGGGAUGCUGGGGGUGCUGGAACUGUUUACCUGGAGGACAUUAGAAGCUUCAGAGCCUAUAGACGACUAAUAAUUGAUAACAAGAUGCGACCCAUUGACAAAUAUGCCACUAUCAAGGAGGCCAGCAUGACUGAUUACAACUUUGAUGAACUUCAUCUCUUGAAUAAGGCGGCGCUACAAAUCAUUGGUAAUGGGGCUACAGUCAAUCUUGAUGUUCGGAAAAUGGUGGGCGACAGAACUGGCCUCUUGCAUGUUCAUGGGGACCAGAAAUUCGUUCUUGAGUUUGUGGAGGCUACGAGAAAAGCAUUUACGUCCGGUGUUAACUUCAUUAUAGAUGAAGAUGGAGAACUGCAUUUGCCAGGCAUUGUCUACAUCUAUGGCUCGGGUAUCAACAUGCUGGGUGCUUACCCAGAGGACCGGUCUAUUCAAGUAUUUGGUACUCUGACUGGAGUCCUGGAUCUUGUCCUGGGAUUUGAAACAUUGAUGUACCUUGGCCCUAAUGCCAACACAGCUAUGCUUGCAAAUAGUGCAUAUCUAUAUAGAGAUAUCAGUGGUAAUGCACGUUUUGGCACAAUUGAUCUCCGAGCCUAUUCCACUUUGAAAUAUGCUCCUGAUGUUCCGAUGAAUGCCACUUUUGGUCAGUUUGAUUUACGGUACAAGACUGUGGUCUCGGCAGAAAGUAUCUUUUUGAUCGUCUCAACACUUAACAUCGAAGCUGGGUCCACAAUGACCACUUCAUCUAUGGACAGACCACUAGACACACUGGAUGAAGCGUUGGGCACUGGAUCUUUGCAUGGCAGCUACGGCACUGGCGGUGGUUUUGCUAGUCGAGGGGGUGGAAUAUAUGACCAAUCCACCAAACUGCCAAUCCUGGAGGGCGGAUCAUACUACGGCAGUCUCUACAAACCCAACAUGAGAGGCAGUGCUGGUGGUAGCACCAACUCCAGUUCACCCGGCAUGGGCGGUGGCAUCAUCGACCUCCACGUCGCAAGAAGUCUCUACGUUGAUGGGUCCGUAACAACAGACGGCGGUGAAGGAGAUUCGUCCAAUGCUGGUGGUGGAAGUGGCGGCACAAUUUACGUAUCAUCACCAAACCUUGAAGGUCAUGGCUUAUUUUCCAACAGGGGUGGAUCAGGUUUCACAGGUGGCGCUGGUGGCAGAAUGGCACUUUACCUUGACUCCGAGAUCUAUUUCUUUGGCAAAUUCAAUAGCACUGGAGGUGCUGGGCAAUGGGCACACAUGGACGAAGGUGGUCCUGGAACAGUUUUUAUACAAGACACACGCUUCAAACGGCCCUACAAACAACUGUUUGUGGACAACCAUGAGAGGCACUGGGACCAUUACCUCGAACUUGACGAGGAAAAUGUAACCUCGUAUGAAUUUAAUGAUGUUCAUAUGUAUGGCAACGCUUCCUUAUCAAUGAAAGAGGAUACCAACGUAACAAAAACACUGAGAAUUAUCAAAAUCUACGGCGACAAAACUGCGAGACUUCACAUGAAGGCAAACCAGACAUGCUACCUUGAAGAAACACAGACACUGACCAAGACACCCGUUAACCUGUGGGUUGACAGUGGGGCAAAAGUGUUCUUGUCACAGCUUGUCUACAUGCUGGGUCAGGGUGAGAUAGCCUUUAAGUGGAAUGGUGAGAUCAUAGGUGUGCAGCACAUGAGAAUAGUUCCCGGACGUAUCAUCAGCAUAGGACCAAUGGCCCAGACAAGCUUUUUCACUAGUGGGGUGUACACGGCUGGUGUUCCCGGAUGGUUCUUGUUUGGCAGUCUGGAGCAGGGGUCAGGAUCAAUAAUGGAACUGCCACCUCCCAUGGGACUCAAACUGACAGUUGGUUAUUUGGAUGUGAAAUACGAAGCGCUGUUCAAAGCAGAUUUCUUUGAGAUUGAAGCUUCUGACUUCAUGCUGGAGCCAUUAGCUACCUUCCUAUGUAGUGGCACAGCUGUGGUUGGUGGUACAGGUCAUCCGACAAAUUCCUCUACAGGUGGUGGCCAUGCAUCACGAGGUGGCAACAAUGCUGCUACUGAAAUUGGCGGUAUAGCUUACGGGUCCCUGUAUGAGCCGAGAGAAACAGGAAGCAGUGGUGGCGCUAGUGUUGGUGGAGUCGCAGGCGGUCGGGGCGGAGGCAAGGCUAAGAUUUCAGUUGGUACUCUCUUCCUCCUGGAUGGCUCUGUUAUUGCAGAGGGUGCUGAUGGUACAGCCAGCAGUGGUGGUGGUAGUGGAGGUUCUGUCUGGGUGAUCGCUGGACAAUUCCGAGGUCAUGGAACCGUGAGUACAUCAGGAGGUUCUGGUCACGAGACUGCUGGGGGAGGUGCUGGUGGACGCAUCGCUGCCCACACCGUUGAUUACAACCAAUACCGUGGUCAACUGCUGGCCGUUGGGAAGGGUGGUACCACCACUGGGGACAUGGGUGGACCUGGUUCGGUGUUCAUCGAGGACAAAGUGACAGCCUACACCUAUGAGAGUCGUCUCUAUGUGGACGGCAAUGAUCUGGCCACACCUAAACCACUGGUGGUUUGGGAACGCAACCCCAGAGUCGUCAGUACCAACGACACCAUAGACAACAACGCGGACCUCAACUUUGACCAUCUCAUGUUGAAUAGAAAGGCCAUGCUCCAGAUUGCUAACCAAGGAGGAUCUGGUGUAGACUCUAUCAACAUUGGCCUCGUUCUGGGAGAUAUGUCAGGGUACCUACACAUGCAGGAUGACCAAGACUUCUUUGUGGAAUAUGAUAUCUACAGUAUCAUCAGGUCCAUUCCUCCAACUAACUUCAAAGUGGACGAAAAAGCCAACAUGUAUGUAUCGACUGACCUACGACUGAUUGGGACGGCCACGCCUACUCUUGAGUUACUCGGACAUCUGGUUGGAGUUAUGAAUCUAACACUGGAGUACAGCCGUAGCAUGAGUAUAGCCACAACAGCCAAAAAUAGCCGAUAUAUCAAUGGGGCCUACCUUGCUCUCACUAAUGGCGUUCUGGCGUUUGAUUACCUGUCCCUCCAGGCUCAGGCAGAAAUCUUGCACAGUAAGGAUAUCAAUCUGGAAGUGUCCGAUCUGAUGAUGCGGUACAGUUCCGGGAUCUACGGAGACUCUAUCACAAUGACCGCCGGCAAGAUGCAUCUAGAGGGUGAGGCACGUCUGGACACAGGAGGUCGUGGCCUUGUUUGGACAAGCACAGGGGACGGUGGUGUGGACUCCUCAGGAUAUGGUUUAGGUGGAGGGCACGGAGGUUACGGAGGCGGUGCCAACACUGUCAACUACACAAGCGGAGGUGCAGCAUAUGGGUCUUACAAGGCACCAGAACAUCAUGGUAGCAAGGGUGGAGGAAGUAAUGGUGGUCAGGGAGGUGGGGUCAUCGACCUAGAAAUCACCAGGUCCAUUCACCUUGAUGGCAUCAUCACCAGUCAGGGUGGCAAUGCCUCAAUAGACAACAGUGGCGGUGGAAGUGGUGGCAGUGUCUACCUGCGAGCGGUCAACUUCUCGGGGCACGGCCAAGUGAGCGUGGAAGGAGGAGAUGGUAACGACUGGGGAUUUGGCGGCACAGGAGGUCGAGCAUGUGCCCAUGUUAAGUGGAACCGGGAAUACAACGGUGACUAUCUGACAUAUGGAGGUUUGGGAGGCUCAUUACGGUCUGAUGAUGAUGCUAAUGGUGCUUCCGGGACAGUAUAUUUCACAGGAUCUGACCAAGGGCUUACAGGUAGAGAGGUUCUCAAUAGCACAAAUGGGACAAUAGUAUACAAGGAUGGGUUCCGAAAACUUAUCAUCGACAAUGAUAACAGGAAUCUUCACUUGCCAAGUGUCAUCAUGGUUGAUGGUGGAGUUUCUUCAGAAUUCGAGUUUGACCAGCUGGAAGCAAAUAAUCAUGCAGUGCUUGAGAUACAAGGUCAUACAUCUGAGUUGAUAGUUCAUGACUUUGAAGGAGAUCAGACAGGUCUUAUGUAUUUAAAGUCACAGCAAAAAGUUCACGUGGAAUAUGUGGAAUCCACAGCUGGUUAUACAGUAGCACCUGUGAGUUUCAAUGUGGAAUCUGGUGCUGAAAUACGUCUCCCGUCCACAGUCAUCAUGCUCGGUACGAGAUCAGAAAUGAAGGGGCUGAUGACCAAUGUCCAGAACCUCACCAUUGCAGAUGGAGCAAGCACAGUGUUCUAUUCUACAGCCAGAACAGCACUGAUCGAGGCUGGAACAUUCACACAUGUGACCCAGCCAGGCAACAUCAGUCUGACAAUGUUCAAGAUACAGAGAGGUUCACAAGCUUAUCUACAAGAAACGCAGACAAACCUUGUUAUUACCAUCACUAAACUGCUGCUCCAGUAUGAGGGCAGGUUGUGGAUGAAUACCGGCACAAUUGUCUCCGAUGUAGGUGUCAUAGAGAGUCUGGCACUACUCAGUCUGGCUCAUGAAGGCCAUAAAGCAGAACAAGGACCUGGCAAAGGCACCACAGUGAACAAUUUUGGUACUGGAGCUGCCCACGGUGGCCAUGGUGGUGCUCCCUACCCAGACACUGGUGGAGAACCCUAUGACUCAACGAUACAAGCACUGGAAGCUGGCAGUGGUGGAGGAAAUGGCUUGGGCACCGGUGGCAGUGGAGGUGGAUACAUGGUGUGGAAUAACGGUAAAAACCUGUGGAUUGAUGGGGAGCUGUCCAUUGCGGGCCAAUCUGGAUCUGGGAAUAACGCUGGAGGAGGAAGCGGAGGCGGAAUCUUCGUGAAAACACUCAACUUUACUGGAUAUGGUCUGGUCAAUGCAGCCGGUGGAAGUGCAUCUGGCAUUGGUAAUGGUGGAGGUGGUGCUGGUGGAAGAGUUUCCGUCCACAUUGACUUCGCUAACAAGUUCGCUGGAUUAAUAACUACUGGUGGAGGCAUUGGCUCAGGAACACACCCGGCAGGUGCUUCAGGCACUACUUACAUCCAGGAAAAUAAUCGUGGACCUCAGUAUGCAGAGAUCAAAUAUGAUGCAGCGUCUAAUACAAAUAUCGAAACUGCAGAAAACAGACGGGUAUUAGUUGAUAACUUUGAUACUGAUAAAGAACUCUAUGCCAAUCAUGGAGUUCCCUGGAUCUUCACAGUUAUUGAGGAAGAUAAAAAAGCUGAAUAUACAUAUGAUGAACUUGAAUUGCGCGGUCACUCCAAUCUACAGAUUGGGUAUCCAGAUCCUUCAAUCUCACCAAACGUCACUGUUGUUGUACAUCGAAUGUAUGGCGACAAUACAGGCCUUAUAAAUAUACGUGGUAACCAGACACUGUAUGUGGAAGUCGUUGAGUCUGUCACUAAUGAGACAUAUGCACCUUGCAGCUUCAAAUGCGACAGUGGUUCAGAAACUUUGUUCCCAGAAUGGACUAACAUGUUUGGAUCAAGAUCAUUCAUUGCUGGACUGGUGACAGGAAUUGAGAGGUUAAUGGUGCGGAGAGGAGCUGACCUCCUUUUCUACUCCACUGGUCACACUGCCAAGAUUGAGAAUGGUAUAUACACCACCAUGACUACUCCUGGUAACUUCGAGUUCCCUAUAAUGAUUGUAGGGAGAUUCUCUGAAGCAGAAUUCCAACACAUCACAACUUCUAUGACAUUAACAAGUGCUGAGCUCCUCGUCAAACAUCAAGGCCUAUUUUUCAUGAACUAUGCAAAUAUUUACUCAAGCUAUGCUCACAUUGAGAGUGAGGCAAUACUUUCCUUCGACUACAGAGGGAAUGGGCCUGAGGAGGGUUAUGGUAAAGGGAUCACCAAGAACGGUAUCGGUUGUGGUGGUGGACACGGAGGCUGGGGAGGAUGCCCUGCACCAGACUAUGGUGGUGAGCCUUUCAACUCAGUCUUGUCACCUGGAAAUGGAGUUUUGUUGGCGACGAAGGAAUUUUCAGGAAGUGGUGGAGGUAACGGGAGUGGUGUAGGUGGCUCAGGGGGAGGAUUCCUUCUCUGGGAGGUCGGCGAUCUCCUGGAACUUAAUGGUGUAUUGUCGCUCAAAGGUUCUGAUGGAGUAGGCGGCGAUGCCGGUGGUGGAAGUGGUGGAAGUGUGUUGAUAAAAACCAUGAAUAUAUCUGGACACGGAAACAUAUCUGUAGAGGGUGGCAAUGGUGUUGGUUCCGGAGGUGGAGGAUCUGGUGGACGGAUUGCCAUUCACUGUCAGUGGAGAUAUCAAUAUGGAGGAGCAUUCAACAACUUUGGGGGCGAUGGCGGAGUCACUCAAAAACAGGCACACACUGGCGCAGCAGGCACCUCCUACAAGGAAGAGAACCUUCGUGAACUGGAGUACAGGUUUAAGAAGUAUGACAAGGUACACAACACAACAUUUUUGGAUGUAGACCACAAGUAUGUCCACUCUGACAACUUGCUCAAAUAUAGUCCUGUACCAACUCUUCUCAUGGCUAAUGACACCUACGAUUAUGAAUUUGACGAAAUUGACCUGACGGGAAGCUCCAGAAUGAUGAUCUAUCAUCCAAAUACUACGGACAAAAACGUCACAGUAAUCGGUCAUAAGUUCCUUGGUGACAAAACAGGUCAGCUGCACCUCAGAGCUAACCAGCAAGUGUAUGUGGAAUAUGUUGAAUCAAUUUCAAACAGAACUGAGGCUGUGUGUAGCUUUAUCAUUGAGCAGUAUAGUGAAAUCAUCACACCCAUGGAGUUCCACAUGCAGGGUACCAACAGUACAAUAGCAGGGGAACUCACAGGAGUUCAGGACCUGAGUAUUGAGAGGGAUGCUUUUGUGGAGUUCAUGUCUACAGCUAACACUGCUGGUCUGAAGGAUGGAGUCAAAUUCAAUGUACAAGAACCUAGUUACUUCUUCUUUGGAACUCUCACAGUCAAACAAGGUGGAUUGGCUGGUUUCUCAAAAAUCAGUGACAUUAUGCAUUUCGAAGCAGGAAAGAUUGAAGUGCGUUACCAGGGUGAAUUGUACAUGAAUGAUGCAGAAUUGGAUUCAGGAUUUGCAGAGAUAGAGAGUCAAGGAACAUUCCACCUGAAUGGGCAUGGAUAUACAGCUGAGAGUGGCCUUGGAGCAGGACGGACCGUCAGUUCUGCUGGCUGUGGUGCUAGUCAUGGGGGUGUUGGAGGCUGCUCUGACCAGACUCAGGCUACAAGUCCUUACGGCUCUGUGUACUCUCCAAAUGAGCUCGGUAGUGGCGGAGGCAAUGGCCAAGGUACAGGAGGAAAUGGAGGAGGUCGGAUGGUUUGGGAGGUCGCUGUUCAUUUUGAGCUCAAUGGCUUACUGGCUUUACAAGGAAAUGAUGGUACAGGAACAAACUCAGGUGGUGGCUCAGGUGGAAGUCUUCUCAUAAAAACAACUAACUUCACGGGCCAUGGUGAGGUGAAUGUCGAAGGCGGCAAAGGAGUAGGAACUGGAAGCGGAGCUGCAGGAGGUAGAGUUGGCAUCCAUUGUCGAUAUAGAUACACUUACGGAGGGAAAUACACCAACCAUGGAGGCACUGGUGGAAGUUCUAGUGGAACAGGGGCCCCAGCAGGAACUACAUUUGUCGAGAACAAUAUGCGUCCAUUAGAGUACAGAAUACUGAAAUACAUGCCUAGUACAAAUACAAGUUACUUCCAAGUAGAUCACAGGUACCUGCACAUGGACAACAUUGGCAACUAUGUUCCAGGUGCCACUGUUGUCAUGGAGAAUGAAACAAUUACUUACGAGUUUGAUGAAGUAGAAGUGACCGGUGCAUCUGUAGUACAGAUCUACCAUCCACAAGACUCUGAUGUCCAUGUAACCAUUCACAGAAUCUUAGGCGACAAGACAGGACAGAUCCACAUGAGAGCAAACCAGACGGUCUACGCAGAGUAUGUGGAAUCGGAGUCGAAUGUUACAGAAGCUCCUGUUAGCUACUACAUUGACUACGCAGCAACAAUCGUCAUGCCAACAGAGGUUCAUAUCCACGGUAUUCGUACAAAUCUGUCAGGUUUGUUGGUCGGUGUUCACCAUCUGUACCUAGAAGAGAAUGGGGCUGUUUCGGUAUUUGCAACAGCACAGACUGCACAACUCUCCAGCGGAAUUAGAACCGACAUUACAACAGAAGGAAAUUUCUCCCUCCCAUCCUUGAAAGUCAACUCAUAUGGAAGUAUUGAAUUUAGGCAUAUAUCAAGUAACCUGUUCAAUUUAGAUUUGGGAAGAAUGGACUUAAAAUACAAGGGAGAGUUGUUGAUGAACUAUGGCACAUUGGUAGCAGGAAAUGCAGACAUAGAGUCAGAGAGUUUGUUUGACCUUCAAGGAAGAGGUCAUCCUGCUCAAACAGGAAUUGGUGCUCCACCCUCUAGCUAUAAUGGUGGCAGCCAUGGUGGCAUCGCUGGUGGUCAAAGUGGAAACACUUAUGGAUCAGUCUUUCAACCUAAAGAACUUGGAAGUGGAGGUGGGGGAACAAACGGUGGAGCAGGUGGUGGGUUUAUCAAUUUCAAGAUUGGAAGUCUACUUCAUGUUGAUGGGGAUGUGAAAGCCAAUGGUGCCACGCCCACCUCUGGUUACUCUGGUGGAGGAAGUGGAGGUUCGAUAAUGAUUGAAGCUUACAAUGUUUCUGGCCAUGGCCUGUUUGAUGCCAGUGGUGGUGAUGGCUAUAUUUUAGGAUGUGGUGGAGGUGGUGGACGUAUAGCUAUGCUUGUGGAUGCAGUCAACAACUACGGAGGUACAUACAGUUCCCAGGGUGGAAGUCGCGGGUCAAGUUCUUCUAAUGUAGCCUGUGAUGGAGGGCCGGGUACUAUCUACAAGUAUGAGUCUCGUCGUGGGCCAACAUACAGGGAGAUUAAAUACAAUCCACGUCUGAAUGUCACAGCUCUUAAGCCAGAGCAUUCCAAACUUACCGUUGACAAUGCUGCUUUACUGACAGAACAACCAGCAGUGGUCAUGGAGGACAAUACAGUGUACUACGAAUUUGAUGAAGUCCAGGUUGAGGGCCACUCGUAUGUCCAUUUUUACCAUCCAACUAAUGCAGACAAUGUCACAGUCAUCAUUCGCGAAUUGACUGGUAACAAAAUGGGCUUUGUCAGAGUGCAGAGUAGGCAACAAGUGAUGGUAGACUUUGUGGCCUCCACUCACACCUACUUGGAUGCGCCAUGUGGCUUCCACGUAGAUCCUUCAGGCGAACUUGUUUUACCAACAGAGGUUUUCCUGACGACAGAAAAGGUCAUUUUAGGAGGUAGAUUAAUAGGGGUAGAAAAGCUAACCAUUGAAAGAAAUGCUGAACUAUUACUUCAAGAUGAGGCCCACACCAAGGGCAUUCAGUCUCUUCAGCUGUCGUACCUCAACACUCGGGCCAGUUCAUCCUAUACCCCGGGUGACAUCUCAUUCGGCACGCUCAACAUCAACAAUUUGGGCAAACUGACCAUAUUCCUUGAUCCUUUGUUUCCAGAAAUAGCUACAGGAGAUUUGACUGUCAAAAACGGAGGAAUUAUAUCAGCAGAGAGUCUACGGAUAAUGAUGAACAGCACAAACCUGAUAGUGGAGAAGAACGGUCUGAUUACCGGAAGUGGCUUUGGCUUUCCUAAAAAUACAGGCACUGGAGCAGGUGCUCAGGGCAGCUAUGAUGGAUCUGGAGGAGGCCAUGCCAGCACAGGUGGUGCCAGUCAGUCGAGUGGCGGAGGCGGCUCUUACUACGGUGAGGAGAUGAUGACCACAGAUCCAGGAAGUGGUGGCGGGGGAAGCUCAGGGACCGCUGGUGGCAGUCAUAUAUCAAUCAACGUUGGCCAGACCUUCAAUGUGGAUGGGACCAUUCAGAGUGAUGGUUUAGAUGGUACAUCUACAACGUAUGCUGGAACAGGGGCGGGAGGAAGUAUCCUCAUCACUGCAAACAAGCUACAAGGAUAUGGUACCAUCUCUACCAGUGGGGGCACAUCAUACCGUGGCUACUACUCCAGCCAUUACACGUACUACCAAAACGGUGCUGGGUCUGGUGGUAGAAUAGCUAUUCACCUGGGUGAGCUGCCUAACUUCCGAGGAUCACUGGUGGCAGACGGCGGCCUUGCCAGCAAUGGUGGGUCAACCAAUCAGCAUGGUGGUCCAGGGACCGUGUAUAUUCGAUCUACAAUUGGAGACACUGUGUCCCAGUAUCUCUGGAUAGAUAAUCAGGAUAGAGGCACACUUCUGUCGUGUUCCUUCCCGACCUACAUCAACUCAAGCAUCCUACAUACUUUGAACCUAAAGAAUAGAGCCUGCGCCCGACCUUCUCAGUCCACUAUUACCGUCAGCUACCUGGAUGGUGGUUCUGGUUUGUUUUACCUGGAAAAUGAGAUCAAAAUGGAUCAAGAGGAGCGAUCACACUUGAGGGCCAGUUUACAUUCUGUUUCUGGGUCCAGAGCGGUGAUGCCACCUACAGUGUUUGUUGAGGAGACUUUGACGGCAGAGGGUGGACUCAUCGGGGUAGAGCACUUGUACGUCAGAGGAGUGGCAAACAUCAUGAAAACAGGAUACAGCAUCUGCUCAACCAGUACUACACUGAACUCUGAAUUUAACUUCUACUCCCUUACUGUUAUGGACGGUGGACUUCUCAAGCUAACUGACGAUGAUAUGACAACAGUCUCUGGAUUGUCCUUCAGAGCCUAUCAUGUUCAUCUAGAAGAUUCUGCUACAGUGGAAGUGGAAGGGGGUGUAGAAAUUAUUGCUGGUGUGUUCGAUAUGGAGAAAAGCUCAACACUGACUGGAAACGAAUAUGGAAAUGAAGCUGCCUCUGGACCUGGGGCUGGCAGGCAAUGUGGCCCUGGUACAGGUGGCGGUCAUGGUGGAUCUGGUGGUAGUGGUUCAUGUGGCUGUUCCUGUGGUUCCUGUGUGAGGGGGCCAGCAUAUGGUGAAGCCUGUACACCAUGGCAAGCAGGAAGUGGUGGUGGUAAUUCAGUGUCGGGUACUGGUGGUGCUGGCGGCUCAGCUAUCCGAGUCAUUGCGAGCCAUGCAGCCUUCAUUGAAGGUGCUAUUUCCAGCAAUGGUGCUUCUGGGACCAAUGCAGCUGGUGGAGGCAGUGGAGGGUCAGUUUGGGUUGACAGCAAUAUCAUAGAAGGUUGGGGGUCGAUCGACACAGAUGGUGGAUCAGCAGGGUCAUACUGUCAAUCGCGAUGCUGGAAUAAUAAUUGCUGUUGUUACAACAGUGGAGGUGGUGGAGCUGGAGGGAGAAUCAGAACUGUGACGGGCAACUACACUCAAAAGGUGCUCUAUUACAACCGUGACUCAGCAGCAGGUUCUGGCAGCGGAGGUUCAGGUGGUGUUGGCUCUCUCUGUGAUCACCAUGAUGAUCUGUGUAGUGGCCACGGAAAUAGGACAGGUGGAGUGUGCAUGUGUGAUGCAGGCUACUCUGGUGACGACUGCCAGUACGGCUGUGAAUGUGGAUCACAUGGUGCAUGUGAUAGCGACGGCACCUGUGUGUGUGAUCCUGGUUAUAUCGGCUUCCACUGUGAGAGCAUGUGCGAUGACAAUACCACUUGUAGUGGGAAAGGACAUUGCACCACAUGUGGGUCAUGUCUCUGUGAUGCCUGUUACCAUGGAAGUGAUUGCGCCACCCUUUGUAGCGGUCAAGGAACUUGUGAUGCUGAUGCAUGUCUAUGUGAUGCCUGCCACCUUGGAGAGUAUUGCGAGUCGGAGUGUAAUGGACAUGGAAGCUGUAAUGGUACUGCAUGUAUUUGCGAUUCAGGAUGGUAUGGUGCAAAAUGUACCAUCAAGUCCUGUGGCGGCCUUAACAAUUUGCCCUGCUCUGGACACGGAAGUUGCCAUGCAGCCAGCCAGCAGUGUUUCUGUGACCCAGGAUGGGAAGGCUCUGUUUGUGAGAACCCUGACUGCCCAGGCGAUAUCAACUGUAAUGGUAGGGGAACCUGUAACACCGCAUAUGAGCCCCCACGCUGUACGGACUGUGAUGUGGGAUGGAUGGGACCGGCGUGUGAUGAUCCCUGCAUCCAUGGUUCACCAAAUGCAGAUAACACUAACUGUACUUGCAACAGUACCUGUUACCAUGGCAAAGGCUGCAACAUCCAGUGCUCCGAUCACGGCACAUGUGACGUAAACUAUGACUGUUACUGCGAGCCAUUCAGCGGCUGGUCGGGCACCCUUUGUGAAAUUCCCGGCUGUCCCAGACAUCCAGUAACCCUUGCGGAGUGCAGCAACCACGGCACAUGUAACAGUUUUGAUCACAUCUGUGAAUGUGACGCUGCAUGGAAAGGUGCUGCAUGUCACAUAGCAGACUGCCAGGGAGAGCCUGAUUGCCAAGGCCGGGGACAUUGUGAUGACACGCUGAACACCCCACGAUGUAUCAACUGUACAGGCAACUGGAUGGGCGUAGGCUGCGACGAGCCAUGUGUGAACGGCACAGAAACCCCACUCAAUUCAGACUUUUGUCUCUGUGAUGCUGGAUUUGCUGGUGUUGGGUGUGACUCUGAGUGCUCUGGUCACGGACUUGUUACGGCUGGAGUCUGUGACUGUGACUAUGUCACCGGAUGGAAGGGAGCAUUAUGUGACAUGCCGGGCUGCCCUGGACUCAACAAACUUGACUGCUCCAACAGAGGAACUUGUAACAAUGCCUUGCACACCUGCGACUGUAAUCCGGGCUGGAUGAACAUUGGAUGUGAGGAUGCAGACUGUCCAGGCAAUCCCGAUUGUAAUGGACGUGGCUCCUGUAACUCGACUGUCGACCCACCUGAGUGCAUGUGUACAAGUCCCUACUUUGGCGCUGACUGCAGCCAGACAUGUGACCACGGCACCAUCUUCCCAGCCUACAGUGAUAACUGUACGUGUGAUCCAGGCUGGGUUGGAAUUGAAUGUGACGCAGAGUGCUCCUUGCAUGGAAACUUCAAUGGCACCAUCUGUAUCUGCGAUGUGAACUGGCGUGGAGAUGUGUGCGAGAUGCCUGGAUGUCCUGGAGUCGGUGAAGACUGUUCGGGACAUGGUGAUUGUAAUACUGCUACACACAUAUGUACCUGUCAGGCUGGCUGGACCGGAGUAGGAUGUGACAUUCCUGACUGUCCUGGAAAUCCAGACUGUAUGGGUCGUGGAACGUGCGACACCAGCUUUGACCCACCAAAGUGUAUGGAUUGCGAGGUUGGGUGGAUGGGACCGGCAUGUGAUGACCCAUGUGUUAAUGGUACACAAGAUCCUGCCAACAGUGGGUUCUGUAAGUGUGACGCUUGCUACUUCGGCAAGGGCUGCAACAGCGAAUGUGCUGGAAAUGGACAGUGCGUGGCAGGUGCAUGUGAAUGUGACACCAGCUGGCGAGGCUCACUUUGUGAAGUGUCAGGCUGUCCAGGAACAACAUACGACUGCUCCAAACAUGGAGAAUGCAACAGUGCCAAUCAGGAGUGCACUUGUUUCCCAGGAUGGACUGGCUUGGCUUGUGAUGAAGCAGACUGUCCAAACAACUGUACACAGAACGGAAUCUGUAACACGACUGGUGUAGCCCCAGAAUGCUCCUGCUUUGAGGAUUGGAUGACAUUUGAUUGUAGCAAGCCUUGUGUCCAUGGUAACAAAACUGACAAUAUCCGCUGUGACUGUGAUCCCUGCUUCACUGGGGCAGGCUGUGACCUAGAGUGCUCUGGUAAAGGAACCUGUGAAAAUGGAACAUGUAAUUGUACCAGGCUACCAGGAAACGCGUUUAUUGGAAGCUUGUGUGAGGAAAAAGGCUGUCCCGGUAUCGACGGUGCCUGUAACCAACAUGGCAGCUGUAAUUCUGUCCUCCAAGAGUGCACCUGUUACCCCGGAUACAAGGGGUAUGACUGUUCAGAACCAAGCUGUCCAGGCACUCCAGAAUGUUCAGACAAAGGUACCUGCGUUGCUGGAACUUGUAUGUGUGAUUCAGACCGAAUAGGUGACUACUGUCAACAUCCCUGUUACAACGGCACAAACAUCAAUGGAGAAUGUGUGUGUAACAAGACUUGCAUCACCGGUCCUUACUGUCACCUCGAGUGCUCUGGAAAUGGACUGUGCGAUACUACUGGUGACUGUGUCUGUGACUUUAAUGAUGGCUAUAAGGGAGACAAGUGUGACAAGCCUGGCUGUCCAGGAUGGCCUGAAAACUGCAUGGGACAUGGCACAUGUAACGAGGUGACUGGAGAGUGCACGUGUGACUCUAACUGGGAACAACCGGCAUGUGCUGUGCCCGAAUGUACCAAUGACUGUAACAAUGACCCGGAUGCUCAGUGUCUGGAACCGCCUGGUGGUGGAGUACCUCGAUGCUUCAAUUGCUCUUCCAACAAGAUGGGAGAUGCCUGUGAAUUUGACUGCCUCUAUGGUGUUGGUGUUCGGGACAGCAGUGGUAACUGGCAAUGUGAAUGUGACGCCUGCUAUAGUGGGGUCGACUGUAGCUUGCUAUGCAAUGGUCAGGGUUCAUGUACAAAUGGAACAUGUGACUGUGGGUUCAAUGGUUAUAGGGGACCAUUGUGUGCUACCUACGGCUGCCCUGGUUACGACGUAGACUGUAGCGGCCACGGACAGUGUGGCGGGUCCCACUCCUGUAUUUGUGAUGCUGGAUGGACUGGAACAGGUUGUCACAUAGGGGCGUGUUCCAACAACUGCACUGGACAGGGCACCUGUAUUGAUACCCUCACUCUAACAACUCCAUACUGUUCCUGUGAUAGUAAUUACUUUGGUUCAGCUUGUGAGAAUUUGUGCUCAAAUGGUGCCCUGGCCAAUGGUACCUGUGAUUGCAACGCUUGUUAUGAUGGACUAGAGUGUGAAACAGAGUGCUCUGGUCGAGGCACAUGUACAAACAACCAAUGUCAGUGUGUGAGUAGUCGCGGCACGCUCUGCGAGAACAAUGGAUGUCCAGGGUUGUAUAAUUUAGAUUGUUCUGGUCACGGGUCAUGCAACACAGCCACAAGUUCCUGCAGCUGUAACACUGGGUGGAUAGGCACAGACUGCGCAACUCCAGAUUGUCCGUCAGAUUGUAACAACCGUGGGCAUUGUAAUACCACAUCAACUGUGCCUGUGUGCACGGACUGCGAGAAGGGCUGGAUGGGAAGCGCCUGUGAUAUACCAUGUAACGGCACACAGAUCCCAAUGGACAGUGGCACCUGUGUCUGUGACAGUGCCUGUCAACACGGCACAAGCUGUGAGUUAACUUGCAGCAACAUCAGGCCAUGUGUAAAUGAGACCUGUGUUUGCACUGAUGCAGAUGGCUACAGUACGGGAGCCUGGGGCACAUACUGUGAGGAAGCUGAUUGUCCAGGACGCCAUCAACCAUGCAGUGGUAAUCAACUGUUUUGUAUAAAAACUCCUCCCACACCAAUGUGUAUCUGCAAAGCUGGGUAUUUUGGGCUCGGCUGCCAGGAUGUUGACUGCCCCGGCCAGCCAGACUGUAGUAAUCAAGGUGUGUGUCAGAACGAUGCUACCUGUCUCUGUAACAACAUGACCAUGGGUUUACAAUGUGAGCUGCCUUGUGAGGGAGGAAGUGCCGUCCAGUCUGGAAACACGUUCAGCUGUGUUUGUGACAACUGUAUGUCGGGCACGGGAUGUGACAAAGUUUGUAAUGACCAUGGAACAUGUAGCUCCAACGGUACCUGUGAAUGUGACACUGCAUGGUGGGGAGAUCACUGUACUGUGGAAGGAUGCCCUGGAGUGGGCUCCAGUUGCUCGGGUCAUGGUACCUGUCAGGCUGGCUCGUGUUCGUGUGAUCAGUACUACAAGGGAGCGGGUUGUGAUGAGAUCUACUGUACCGAUGACUGUAACAACAGAGGUACGUGUGACUACACCAACUACUGGCCGCCCAAGUGCGUCAACUGUAAUGACUCCAUUGGGCCUAAGUGUGAGAAAGACUGCCUAUACGGGAGUGAGCUGUCCGCCUUCAGUACCGUAUGUGUGUGUGACAACUGUUACAGUGGAUUUGAAUGCUCCAUACAGUGUUCCAACCAAGGACUCUGUAAUGCUACCUCCAGCAGCUGUGACUGUGAAACUGGCUUCAAAGGCAGUAUCUGUGAAGAUUAUGAUUGUCCAGGAGAACCCGACUGCAGCUCGCAUGGCACGUGUAUGAGAAGUAAUAAUCAGUCAAUCUGUUCCUGUAACGCUGGAUUUACAGGCGCCGACUGCUCCGACUACAUCUGUCCUGGGACACCAACUUGUAGUGGCAAUGGCGUCUGUACCCUAGCCACUGGAUCUACGGCCCCAUCCUGUGCAUGUAACCAUGGUUUUGGUUCACUGGACUGCUCCUCUUGUCUGACAAAUUUUGCACCUCCCAACUGUGAUGUCUGCGAGACCAACUACAUCGGCUACAAUACCACAUGUGGGACUCUCUGUAAACAUGGCUAUGCCACAGAACUAGGUGGUGAUGUUUGCCAAUGUUAUGAUGAUGACGUGAAUGGACACUGGACUGGUCAAGCCUGUGAUGUUUGUCAGGACGGAUGGGCUCUCCCCUCCUGCACCAGCUGUUCUCUAGACUAUGUUGGACCAGGCCACUGCAACAUCACCUGUGUCACCGGUCAGGGUAUUUAUGCCGACAAGUAUGACGGUACCAGUAUCACGAUCGGAGUUCUCCCUGUCUUCAACUGUUAUACAUUGGAGAGUGGAAUGAAAACUGCCUGGUUUGGCUACUCCAACUUGAAUAUGCACAAUGUUUACAUCACAUCUGAAUCCGAAAACAACAUCAUGAAGUCAGACUUGACAAAAUACCAACCACCAACAAUGUUCAAAGCCAACACCGUUGCAGAUUAUAUCUUUUCUGAAGGACCAUUCAAUGCCUCAGAGGAUCUCAUUUGGACUUUAAGGACAACUCGGGCAAAUGCUGAUAACAGUAUUGCAGUAUCCCUGUCAACAGCAACCAUCUGCCCUUUUAUUCCUACACAGCCUAUAUUUACUGAUACCACUGGAUAUUGCAAAUGUGAUGAAGGCUAUUGGGGAGCAUCCUGUGAGCAUGAAUGUCCAGGUGGCGGAAGCAACAGUUGCUUUGGUAAAGGGAAGUGCAAUGCAACAACUGGGGAAUGUGUAUGUGUGAGUGGAGCCCAGGCCAGUACCAACUGUUCUACAUGUCACUCUGGGUGGACAGGGGACGAUUGCAGUGUCGCUGUUGUCGCAGGAUCAACCUCCAGCUCAACCUCAAGUUCAACUGUAUUCUAUGACAGUGGCGGUCUCAUGACUUUUGACGGAUCCAUGAUGACAAUGCAACAACCGGGAGAGUAUGUACUAACUGGAGGAACACUCACUGCCACCGGUGAAGAUCUGAGUGUUCAUAUUGUAACAUCACCUGGCCUACUAGGCAUUUUAUCAACAUCGAUGGCUAGUGUGUCUGUGGGGACAGAUACACUGGUGGUGGUCGCAGGCAGUGGAAACAUUGAUGAUACCAAGACCUACCUGAAUGGAGAGGAGACGAGCAUCGGCUCAGGGCUAUCAGUUGGCUCACUCACAUGUACGAGAAGUUCCAUUUACAAGAUUGACUGCUCUGAUAAUUUGGAGGUUAAUAUCACAAUUGAUAUUGCCCCGUUCUCGCUGUCGGCUAUUACAGUUGAGCUGGAUUCAAGUACCUGCAGUAGUACCCAAGGCCUGGCUAGUUCCUGUGAUGGAAACUACACUGAUGACUUCAAAACUUCAUCUGGAGUAAUCUUGUCAGGAGGGUCCGUAACGCAGACUUCCCUGCAGGAGCAGUUUGUAGAAUCAUUUAAGGUUUCAUCAUCCAACUCGGAUAUAUCUAAUGUGGCCCCUAUUCCUAACUGGGGAGGAAACGGCCUCAGCCUUCAUGGCAUGAGUAUCUAUGUUGAAAACUUGAACUCUUUCACAGAAGAUGUAUCCCUAGAAAUGAAGUUCAGUCUGAGAGCCACCACUAGUGAAUACCAAACACUUUUCUCCUAUGAGUUUUACGAGUCAAAUGUUCUCACCAAUCAUUUCUGUGCACUUGUCAAAGAUGGAGCUGUCUAUCUAUACACAAAAUACAACGAUGAGUACCGUGAAUUCCCAUCUCUCGUGGUUGAAGCCAAUACAUGGUACCAUUUCACUUCAGUUUGGAACCAUGCAUCCAAGAGACUGACCCUCUAUCUGACUAAAGAAGAUUUGAGUCAGGCUACCGACUUCACGGUGUAUAAUCAGAACUAUCCUACUCCGAUGGAACAUGGUGGCACUUUGCGCUUGGGAAAUACUUGGUCUGCAGUUCAGUAUGGUAAAUGGAUUAUGCAGGGAAACAUAGAUGAUGUUAGGUUGUAUAAAAAGCAACUGUCUUCUCUUGAAAUUAGGAAUACUGCUUUCAAACUACUGGAGUGCUCUACAAUAACCAUGUUGUCAAACCGAUGGACAUUUGAUGAAGGCCAGGGACUUGAAUCUGCUGAUGUGAUUGGUCACAAUGAUAUGCUCUUUAAUAAGUUUUCUUCACCUGAGUGGAGCAGGGUUAAUUACACAAUGACAUCAUGUACAAGUGCCAGUACAUCCGUGCACGACCAGCUUGACACCAAUACAGUAGACCCAGGUCUAAGCAGCCUGUGUAAUGAAAUUUCUAGUAAGUUUGAGUCAUUGUGUGUCGGAAAACUUGGAUAUGCUGUUCUUGGAGGACUUUUGGAAAAUUGCCUGUUCGAAUCAUUGACAGAUAGUGAAGCUCCUCUGAAAAACAUAAGAGUAAUAAGCACUUUAUGUAAGCUGCAAAUAACUGACGUCAGCUGGCCUGGAAGAACGAUGUGUAACUCAUUCCCCGUCGACAAGUUCCCCGUGUGGAGAGGCUCAUCAUGUGAUAUGAAGUGCGAAUCUGGAACUUGGGACUCUGUGACCAGUUCUUGUCAGUGUCAUGAUGGAUUCUGGGGAGAACAAUGUGAUGGAGUAUGCCCCAGCUUCUUAGAUAAAACAUGUGGAGGGGGUACAUGUAACAUUACUGAUGGCGUGUGCAAGUGUCCUCCAUUCCUGGACCCAGCUCACAACUGUCAGAGGUGUUUGGCUGGGUUUGAGGGCUUGGACUGUUCAGUCUUGUCAGCCACCCUGCCUGGGAGUGCUACUGAUGGAGUGUGCAACACGUUUGGAAGGUCAAACUUCAUCAUGUUUGACGGACAAGCAUUCAAGCUGAAGGCAGCCGGAGAGCUGAAACUUUUGGAGACUACCACCUUGAAUGUAUACAUUAAGGUUGAUUUGUGCGGAGGAAGUGUUGUAACUUACUGCGUGAAGCAGACCUGGAUUGGGUCACAGAAUGAAAACUUCACAAUGCAGGCUCCACUAAAGGAAGGAGGUGUCUUCAACCUUUAUCAUAAUGGAACAGCAAUCAGUUUCGACCAGGAGUAUGAUUUCACCGGAUCUAUCAAAGUUGUUAAGCACGAUAAAAAGACCCUUCGAUUUGACUUCUCCAACGGGUUGAUCUACCUCAGAGAAGAUACCACUUCCAUUUCUAAUACAAUUUCUUUGAAAAAGUCUUCGUAUGCCUCUCAAACAUCAGGCUUAUGUGGCAAUUUUGACGGCAGUACCAGCAAUGAUUUUGUAACAUCAAGUGGCACAUUAGCUCUUAAUGCUAUUACCCAGGAGGGGGUUGAUGCUUUCCAGGUGAUGACUUCCAUAUCAUCUACAUCAUCAACAGGCUUUGUUUACGAGCAAGAUGGUUUCAGUCUACCUGUCGCACCCAAAGGCUUCAGCAUGAUUACAAAAGGAUCUGGAGCCAUUUCACUCCCCAUGUCUGACACUUUCAGCAGCGGAGGCAGCGGUACUGUGCAAGUCGAAUUCAAGACAGAAUCUGACAAGGGUAUGAUACUUGGUUACAAAGGUAAUUCUACGAUGUCUGUUAACCUGAACAAUUCUCUUGUCGUCAUACGUUGGGGGGAGAAAGUCAUCAGCACCGACUGCAGCAUCAACACCAAUCAGUCAUAUGAUUUGUCGUUGUCAUAUGAUAAGGAUACAAAAUCACUCCGUUUAGAUGUAAUAACAGAAGGCAUUUUGAACUACACUAAAACCAUCGAAAACUGCACAGCUGAUGUGUUUAGUAACGACGGAUUUAUAAAGAUGGGAAGCUGGAGUGACGAUCCCCCAACAUCGUUAGAAAAUGAGCCAUUUAUUGGUGAAAUGGAUAAUUUGAAGACCUUCAACACCUCUCUCAAAACUAACGAGACCCUUUACAGUGUAAGCGAUGCCUUUCAAGACAGUUACCAAGACCUGACUGCCAAAUUUACAAUGGGAGAAGGAGAUGGAAGUGUGACCAUAGAUAGCAAAAAUGGUCAUAAAAUGUUUCUUCUUGGGAGCACAGUGUAUUUCCCUUCAGAUGACGAUGAUGGUGAUCAGGAUGACAAUGAUAUCUCGUCUGACCUUCCAGCGAGUUUCAGAACAACUGCAGAAGAAACCUGUGCAAACAUGACGUCCUCAAUAGUUAAGUCUUGUUCCAGCUUGGGUACACAAACGCAAGAACAUUUCUAUGACAUUUGUGUCAGUGACACGAUGGAAAGUGGAAGUGCCCUAGGCUACAUUCCAGUAGUGCAAGCAUAUGCUGAUUAUUGUGACAAAACCUUAAACCCUGCCAAGUCAGCUAUGGAGGAAAUAUGUGAGGACAAGACGUCGGAUCACUACCUGUUCCUGUGUCGGUACCAAUGUAAGAUUGGAUACUUCAAUCCAUUGACCAGAGAGUGUGUAUGUGAAGGGUCCUGGGGUGAAUACUGUGAAAACGUGUGCCCUGGAGGAGUAGAAACGCCAUGCUCGAACAAUGGUAAUUGUGAAAAACUGACCGGUACCUGCACAUGUAAACCUACCCAUGACAACACCACAGGCUGUGCUUCUUGUCUACCUGAAUGGACAGGUACACAUUGUGAUAUCAUGGUAAUUCCGCCGACUCCAACAACCACUCCGGCGGCCCCUACCACUACAGUCCCGGGAGCCACUACCACCCAAUCACCUACCGUCAUCCCCGGAAGGUCCACCUUUGCAAUGUCGGAUCAAGGUCACGUGAAAACAUUCCAAAAUAACAAGUUUAAUUUUGACAAAGUUGGAGAAAACUAUGUUACAAAGGGUGGUAACUCCAAUACUCCUGACAUCGCCAUACGCACAGUCUACUGCCAGAAGGAAUCUGUAUGUGUAGACGCAGUUUCGGCGGAAUUCACCAACACUAAAGUAGUGCUGCAGGCAGGUGUGUCGUCCACUGAUGACAUCAAGGUUUGGAUCAAUGGACAGAGUCAUUCAUUUGCUUCGAAUGAAACCAGCAUACACACAGAUGUCCGAAUCACCGAAGUUUCCCAAAACGAGUAUGUAAUUGAGAGCAUUACUGGAAAUUUUACCAGCAUUCAUGUAAGACAAGUUGACCAACAUUUAAGUGCUGUGGUCACUAUGGACAAUACCCUUAUCGAGACUCAGACAUACAUUGCAGGAGGAAUCAAUAGUGGCCAGCUAACACAAACCUACGAUGCAGGCUGGGCUGUCAACGCAUCUGAGAGCUCUUUUACUGUCUUGCCCACCAGUAGUUCCUCGUCCUCCUCAUCCCAAGGAUAUCAGCAGACAACACCCACUGCAGGAAACAGCUUGUACUUCAACAACUCUGUCUUAACAAGCCGAUUCAUACAUGAUGUCAUUGAUCGUGAAAAGGAUUUUACAGUUGGACUUUCCAUUCGUCCCCAUGUAGGAAAUGGAACUGUGAUUGUUAUGGAAAACAAGGCCCCAGUGUCUGUGUUCAUGGAUGAGGGCAUUUAUAAAGUACGUAUGGGUGAUGAAGUGUAUGACACUGGGAUUUCCGUCUCACUUGAUGAAUGGCAAAGUAUUUCCAUCGCAUUUGAAUCGUCAUCUAAAAAGGUUGACUUUUACAAAGCAACAGCUUCAAAUGUGGAACAGAAAUCAUUCUUCAACACGAAUGAGGAAGUCUUCCAGGCUGGUGGUUACAUUAGCUUAGGACAACCUACAUCGACAAAUCUGGCCAAGUUAGAAAGUGAGAGCCAAUACUAUACUGGGGAAGUGGAUGAGCUGAGGAUUGACAACAAACCAUUAUCUUUUAAUGAGAUACUCGAUACAGCCCUGUCUCGUGUUCCUGAUCCCGCUCCUUCGUUAGUAACCCACAUAAACUUUGACGAGGUUGAGGGUAAAUACGUAAAAGACAAUGUUGGAGAAAUAAACUUUAUCAUGACGGAUUCUGACAUAUCGAUCAACCCUCCUGUGAGACAGAUAUCAAGUCUAGAUCUGCCAGAUCUUACAGUCCAGUCAUCUCACAUAAAUUCCAACAGUACGAUCCAGGCUGAAAUAGACACAGCUUGCCAUGACGCUGUGUAUGCACCAGCAUUUACCCCAUGUGAAAAUAACUCCCCAGGUUUUCUGGAUUUCUUCUACUUUACUUGUAGAAGUGACAUGGCCUCAACUGGUAAGAAGGAAACAAUACUUGAUACCAUAGUAUUCAUGGCAGACACAUGUGCGCCAAGUAUUGGUACUUGGCCAGCAAAAUCAUUGUGUAAUGACUUCCCUGAACAGAAUUUCCAAAAGUGGUAUGGACCUAAUUGUGAUAUCAUGUGCGAAAGUGCAACAGGUGUUGAUGACAAUGGAGUUUGUAUUUGUAAAGACGGUUACUACGGAGCUAAUUGCGAUGGAAUAUGUCCGGGAGGAACAGAUGAGCCGUGCAACAACAGAGGUAAAUGCAAUCAAACAACUGGAGCUUGUUCAUGUCAGUUUAACUGGAUGGGAUCUGAGUGUACCUCCUGUAAAACAGGUUUCUAUGGAGACAGUUGUGCAAUAAGUGUUCAAGACACUUCCUUCACCUCCGGUACCAAAAAUUACGCUAGUUUAUCAGGAAAUGGACAUCUUUCUACAUUAGAUGGAGCUAGUGUCCCAUUCAAACUGGACGGUUCCUUCACUUUUUACAAAGACUCCAGCAUUGAAAUUCAAACUCUCACUGGAUCCUGUAAGGAUUUCUCAUCCUGCAUUGGUAAAACUGCAAUCAAAGUCGGCUCUGAUGUCAUAGAAAUAUCACCUGCACAGACAGGCAAUAUAACCAUCAAUGGAAACCCUACAGAGGUCAUCACCGCACAGCCGAUCGGGUCCACAGGCUACACACUAGUGAGAGAUGCUACAAACAAACUCAAAAUCACAUCUUCGUCCGGGGACCUUGAGCUUGGCGUGACAACCAAUAACGGUUACAUCAACUUGAAUUUGGAGGUAGAAACUACAAAUUGUCAGUCUAGUACUGGCUAUGUAGGAUUCUGUCAGGACAGGAAUCAUGCCUGCUCCCCCACAGACCAUUUAUGUGUUGUAAAGGAUGUUGGUAUAGCAAAAGCGAGUAAAAGUUUGACUGAUUUCAAAUCAGAAGCAGUUAUUGAAUACUUUGAAGAAUCUAAAGUAGAUUCUGCAGACGUGCUGUUUGCCAAUGGGAUGGGAAGUGCUGGUUUUGCUGUAGAGAUUAGUGAGGAUGGCUUCCUUGCUACAGAACCACUUUCUAAUGACUCCUGGCCAGAGACUGGAACAUCAGAUUAUGUGAGCAUGGAGAUUCAGACAACACUUUCAAAUGUUAACGAGGCUGGAAGUAACGGCACGCUGAUUUCUUAUGGUGAAGAGGAGACAUUUGCAAUCACCAUAGUUAAUGGCUUUUUUGUAAUUCGGUAUGGAAGACUAUCAUUCAACACUUCUGUGAAAGUCCAGGAAGACGUCCCCAGUCAAGUGUCUGUGGUUUACAAUAAUGCAACGGGCAAGAUUUUAUUUAGCUACUUACACACUGAUCCACCCAAAGACAGAACUGAGUAUAUUUCAAAGCAAGUCUUCCUAGACAUACCCCCAGGAGCCAUAACACGGGAAGGUUCUCUAGCAGUAGGUGCUUGGAUGCCAACUAUGGGCGACGCCGGAACUCUACCCACUGGAACAUUUUCUGGAGUUAUUGAUAGUGUGCACUUGUUCAAUGAAGAAUUAUCACCGUCAGAGGUGUACAUUGAUUUCCAGACACCGGUAGACAGAUAUAGAGAAAACCUAGUCCUAGGAUUUGAGUUUGCAGAAGGAUCUGGAAAAAUAUCAACAGACUUUGUCAAUGAUGUUAAUAUCCAUAUCAGCGAAAAAGGAAUAAAUUGGGUAGAAUCAAAUACGACCUUAAUCAGCUCUGUCCCUAAAACUCUGGAGGUAGUUAGUACAGAAAACACAACACAAGACAUCAUCGACAUGUGUCAAAACCUAAUACUGUCAGGUCCUUUGGCCCAGGCAUGUUCAUCCAUGACCAACAGUUUACAGUCACACUUCCUGUCAUGCGUGGAUGACUACCAUUCAUCUGGCGACAUUUCUGCCACACUUGACAGCACUUUAGACAUGUCUGAAUUAUGUCAGAUAAAGCAAAACCUUGCGAACCCACCUGCACAGCAGCUCUGUGGGAUUUAUACCAACACAGAUGCAGAAUUCCCUCUCGGUAAGGGUCCCUCUUGUACCACAGAAUGUAAGUUCGGCUAUGUCAAUGAUACCACUGACCUGUGUGUGUGUUCCCCGGGUGCGUACGGUGACGCCUGUGACCAGGAAUGCACCGGUGGAUACUCAACACCUUGUAACAAGCACGGAAUCUGUGACAAGACAACAGGAAGUUGUAGCUGUGAGGAACACUGGAGUGGUAGUAGUGACUGUUCUACCUGUACCACAGGACUCACUGGGGAUAACUGUGACACGUUCAUCCCUGCAAUACCUGUAGGGGACCCUGUGUGCAUGACUCAAGGUGCAGGAGCAUACCUCAAUUUUACUGGUUACAACAACAAGAUCACCUCGACAGGGGCUACUGACCUUUAUGUGAUGGACAACCUGAGAGUUGUGGCCUUCUAUUCAGUAUUUAAGAAUGCUAGAGGACUUCUCCGAAUUCGUACAGAGAAAGUUGCACUAAAAGUCCACAACACGACUGUAGUAUUCCUAAUCAACACCACAGCAGUCGUAGCAGAGACUGAUAGCGAGCUUUGGAAUUCCAUUUAUAUCAACCAAGAAAAGGCAGAGGUAUCAAAAAAUAAUAAAAAGGAUAUGUUUGUCAACAACGGAGCCUGCAAUCUCCGGAUAAGAAAUCCAAAAAGUCGAAAAUAUGUCCUCCGACUGGACGACGUAGGUUUCCGAAUGAUUGUGAUGCCACGCAAAAACAACAUUCUGACAAUGAUCAAAAUUGAUGAGAACUAUUGUUGUAAUGCCAUAGAGCGGGGUAUUUGUGGAGAUUGUGAUGGCUGUCAAGAAUCAACGACAUGCGGAAUACGCAAUACGACCGCUGUAUAUGCGACGACGACAACAACAACGCCACCAACAACUACUGCUUAUCCCAUGGGGAGCAACACUCAGGCUACCAACACAGACUGUGUGUUUGAAGUUUCUGAUGCCGGGGCAUGUUCCAGUGGAGAAAACAUGGGUGGAGGAAACGCAGUGUGCUUCAAUGACUCCUCAGUUAUCGCCAAAAACUUGAAUGUGUUUAAUUCAAGUUUCAUUACUCUUGAAUUCUUAAUCAAGACCUGUGCCUCCCCAGAAUGCUACGGGACAAUCAUGUCUUUCACCAAAUAUGAGACAUUUACCAUCAAACACCUGGGAACUUUGGUCUUGGGAUAUGGCACCAAUGUUUAUGAUACUGGGUUGGAACUGGAGGAUGACGAAUGGAACCAGAUAUCUUUGGUUGUAGACAACAGAAAGAUCUGGAAGAGACUGUUUAUCUAUGUUUUUAACUCGUUGGGCAUGAUACAGUAUAAAACCAUGGUGUACAGUGGAGUUACUCCCUUCAUCAAUGAUGGUACCAUGGUACUCGGGCGCUGGCAGCCAUCUUCUGAAGGAGGCAGUGAACAGCCAUUUGGAGAACACUUUGUUGGAUGUAUAGACGAAAUGCGAAUUUGGAAUGCAUAUUUCUCUACCCUGGGCAUCCUCACCCACUGGAACAGAGCAUACGACCCUCUCCUCGAGGACAAUCUAGAAGUUCUCUGGAGAUUCAACAACGAAGCAGUUUCGGGACAAAAACUGAAGACCUACGAUGAGGAUAACACAUUCUACUUUGAAUCCCUACCCAAUCCAUUCCAAGGAGGGGAACUUGUGGAAUCAACAGCGCCAAUACCUUACUAUGUGUCGUCCUAUGAUGUGGUGGGGACUGAACGCAGAAGGAGGCGACGAGCUGUGUCGGUCAAUUACAACACCUUCUGUGAUCGUGUCUUCACUUCCACUGCAUUCUCCAGUAUCUGUGCCCCAGCUGGAACAUCUGUCCAGACCUACUAUCAGGGUCAGUGCUCCGGCUCCACAGACGAUGACGAACUGGAAGACGUUAUUCUGGACUACUCGACCUACUGUGAGAACAUCUUGUCUCUGAGUACCUGGCCUGGCUACACCCUUUGUAACGACACAGAUUUCAACACACUGUUUGGUGGUUACUGUAAUCCGGAGUGUUACUUUGGGACUAAAUCAGGCACAGUCUGCACCUGUCUGACUGGCUACUGGAACACAACAUGCGACACAGAAUGCCCUGGUGGGGCCUCUAAUCCAUGCUCAGGAUAUGGAACGUGUGAUAGCGUGACCGGUCUUUGCACCUGCCCUGUCAACUACCAGGGAGCAACAGACUGUUCUGUAUGCACAGCUGGAUGGAUCGGAUCUGACUGUGAAAUAUCUGAAAAUCUUGCCAUGGUGACAGAUACACGAAUUGCAUCCUCUAACCAACUUGGAUACAUUUACAACCUAGACGGGCUCGGUUUCCUUGUCAGAACCAUCGGAGAGUACGUUUUACUGAUGAUUAGCGACAACGUACUGAUAGAAGCUAAGAUGGUGAGCUGUUACCACAACUUCACCUGCACCACCUUCAUGUCUUUCAGGAUCGGUGAUGACACCAAUGGUUACAUGGUAGCCACCAUUCAAACACCAGUCGAGCCAUUCACAAAUCCCACUGUUUAUCUGAACAAUGCUCUCUAUUCAUUGGAUGAUCCAAUCUACUACCGCGGGUUUUCCAUGGAGAGAGUAACAGUCAACAGUUUAAAAUUUACAAUAAACAAUGACAUUGUCCUGUUGAUUCGAGUUCAGAGUCGGUACCUGACCCUCCAGGUUACCAUGCCCUCCAAUCUUCUUUCCGUCACCCAAGGGUUGCUGAGUGGUUCCGGAUCUUCAUUGAGCAGUGACAAGUUACAGCACCUACAACAGUCACAAAAUGCUGAGCUAGGAGUGUGUAACUCGGUGGCCAGUAUCCAAGCCUCCUCCGCUACACCGAUUGGGGGAUCCAGUAUCACCUGGUCUAGCGUGUCCAUCAACCGAACAGCCUCCUCAAACACUUUUACCGACAUCAACAGGUACGAAGUCCAGACAUGUGACAGGAUCAUCUACUAUCCUGAUCCUUCCUAUGAUUCACAGAAGAAUGGUGGAUACAGUCUGAAAUAUGAUAAAUCAAUUGCUGUGGCGGAGGUCAUUGAUUUCAACACACUUAUCGGAACGGACAUAACAUUCGAAUUUGUGGUCAAACUGUAUUCAACAAGUACCUAUGGCGGAGUAUUGUUUUCAUUUGUCAAUGAAAAGUCACUGGUUGUACAAAGCAGAGACACCAUUGAAAUAAUUUAUGACGGUACAACAUACACCUCCAAUUUGACUCUGGAGAGGGAUGUAUGGAUAAAGAUGGUGGUGGUGUACCAAGGAGCCAGUGGACAAUUUGAUAUUUACCAAUUCAACAGCACCGGAUUUGUAUACAGAUAUACAGACACACUUCCACUUGGAAUAUUCACCAACCCAGGAACUCUGUCCUUGGGACACUGGAUUCCUGCAAAACUGACCACACUACAAACUCAACCUGAGAGUCUUUCAGGCGAAUUGGACGAUUUCCUUGUAUGGAGAAUCAAAAUUGAGCCCAAUGUUAUUGUAGAUGUCUGGAGGAUGCAUCCACUUGAUGUAAGCCAUCUACUGCAUCUGAUGUGGACAUUUGAUGAAGGUUACGGCUCUACAUCAUAUGAUGGAUUACAGGGUAAAACAUUCACUUUGCCUACAGCGCCCUGGUCAGUACCAACAUGGGUGGCCUCAGACUUGGUGUAUGCAAGAUUAUCCUACCCCGGCAUCUCUGAUGUAUUUUAUUCCAGUAGUGCUCAGCAGUUACUUGGAGAAGAGAUAUGUACUGAAAUUACCAAUACUACAUCACAGUUGGGAGGAUUUUGCAGCGGCAUGACUGAUUCGACAAAACAGGUGUUUUACUUACAAUGUGUUCAUGCACUUACUGGUAGUAGAGAGAGCAUACCUGCGUACGACGUCGUUGUAUCUUACGCUGAGAUUUGUGACCAGACAUUGAACAUAACAACUGCUAAAGCAGCAAUCUGCAGCCAGCUGGACCAUGAUUCUAAGAUAAACACACUCUGUGAUACCAGUCAGUCCUGUUCCUUUGGAACUCCACUAUUGAAUGGAUCCUGUAUCUGUACAUCUGGUUACUAUGGUAAUACAUGCUCCAACCAAUGCCCCGUCAGUUCGUUCAACCCUUGCAAUAGUAGAGGAGUGUGUGAUACCUCGGGAUCAUGUACGUGCGACUGGAACUGGGGCGGAGCAGCCUCCUGCACAUCCUGUAGUACUGGUAUGCAAGGCCCUGACUGUCAGGUGCUGGUCACCUCAGCCCUAACUUCCAGUGGUAGUCCUGUUGCGUAUGUCAGCGGAUCAGGAGCGUUUAUGGGAUUCAAUGGUAAACAGGUGUCACUAGCAGAUUUGAACGGACUUUAUACAGCCUUCUCACAAGCAGGAAAGAUCGACAUCCAAGUGUACAAGGUAAGCUGCCACAUUGGUUCGUGUAUUGUGGCAGUUGGCAUUUCAACGUCCGAUGAUGAAGUUGUUAUCUUAUCCGGAGGGGCUGAUGCCAUGCCACUGGUUUAUGACAACAGUACAUUAGUGACCUUGACUACGCUAUUAACGGACCUGAGUCCAACUUUCAAAGUAGAGGUCAAGUCUCUUCGGACCGUAGAGCUGACAGUGAAAACACCAGAAACCACAACAAUAACUCUUCUGAUGCAGGACUAUACCAUCGACAUGACUAUUAAAACUGUGUCGGCCAUCUGCACAGGAAGCACUGGAAUAAUAGAAGCCUGUGGUACUAGCAGUGUCUACACCAGUAUGAACACCACCGACCUUGAGGCCCAUAUUAAUAACAAUUAUCAGACAACUUCAGGGCCGAUUGUCAACACACUAGGCUCUGGCAUAGUUGGAGAUGCAGGAUUUUCACUGUCUUUCAACAAAACUGCAGCUUCAACACAAGAGCUUCAAUAUGGUUCCAGUUACUCUCUCAGUGGAAGGAACUUCAGUGUCAGUGCUUACUACAAACCAAAUGCAGAGGGCGGUGUCAUCAUGUCUUAUGGCAGAAAUACAACAUUCGCUAUACUGAAUACCAACCCACUUUCUCUACAAUGUGGUACCAACAUUGUCGAAACCUCAGCAUCGUCAACCACUGGUUCUUGGAACCAACUCGUGCUAACGUUUGACACGAGUGCAAACACAGUUGACCUGUACCACUAUAGCACCAGUACAAGCAUCAUCUAUCAAACCUUAUCCUUCAGCUGCGCAAAUGUCUUCUCUGCUAAUGGAACGAUCGCUUUGGGCGCAUGGACACCUUCAGUGGACGACGCUAAGCACACAGUGAACGCCUCAUAUGAUGGCUACAUCGAUGAAGUAUCAAUCUGGAAAGAUAUGAUUCCCACCGAACUCAUCUUCCAGGCCCAGAGUUUGAACAUCAAAGUGUCUGGAUUUACCAGUGAGGUAUCAUCUGUAUAUAUGUUCUCUGCAGGAGUUGGAUACAACGUUUACGAUAGCAUCCAUGGUAACACCAUUGAUUUGCCAAGGUCACCGUGGCAGUCUCCCGCUUGGACGGUUUCUGACUUAUACCUGAGAACAAUAACGUAUAAUGAAGCAAUUGCUUCUACAACAACGCUUGCAACUGCAGAGCCUUUCUGUGCUCAGUUCUUUGGAUCUGGGACAGUUACCUCCAACUGCGCUGGAAUGUCUUCACAAAGUCUAUGGUGGUUCAAACAGAAGUGUAUUGACGUCGUUUCCACUACUGGAAAUUUCAGCUUAGGAAUCAUCCCAAUGGCAAGUUUCAUAUCUACUUGCACUGCCACUGGUGGAUCUGCGACCAAUCUGUACAGUGUUAUUGAUUCUUUGACCAAUGUUAACAUCCCUAGUUGGAUAACCAACGAGUAUCGGACAUGCUAUUUCGGCGUUUACACCAACAGUACCUGCAAAUGCAACUAUGGAUUCUACGGAGCUCAGUGUGACAGCACAUGUCCCAAUGGCUAUAUCAACCCUUGCAAUGGCUUUGGUAGUUGUGACACUGGCGGAACAUGCCAGUGUAGUGGCCAUUUCACUGGAUCAACUUGUGAUAGUUGUGCAACAGGAUGGGGUGGAGAGGAAUGUAUCCUGCUAUCUACAGGACAAACAACCAGCCAAGCAACGCUGGUAGCACAGGGAACUACAAUGGGCCAGGUUGUGUCACUGGAUGGAACAGCAUUUGACAUCACCAGCACCGGAAUCUACAACCUUCUCAAUGAUGCUGCUGUCGGGAAAGCCUUUUACGGUUAUUUCGCUCAAUGUGAUUCAUCAGCAUCCAGUUUUGGCUCUCUUUGCAUGAAUGGAUUAGGAAUAGAACAUGCCUCAGUCUACUACGGUAUCAAAACGGACAGUUUCCAAUCCACCAAACUUGUAGUGUACACCAACAGUCUACCUAUUAACGUGUACACUUCCCAAACAAUCGGUACGAUGAUUAUAACACUUGUUACAUCUACCCGUGCCGAAAUCGAAUUCACAGAUCUUCAAUUCAGCGUAAAAGUAUCCCUCAUUAGCGACCGUCUUUUGACGACAAUCUCUGUCGAACAACAGACCUGGGUAUUACAUUCUAACGACUUAAGUGGACUUUUGUCAUCAUGCAACACCACAGAAUCUAUCAUACUGGAUACAUGUGGGGUGACCAGAUCUCAGAUAUGCAGUGGCACUGCAGGAUUUACAUCAGCAUCUGGUUGUGCUUCUUCACUUACGACGGCAGCUUUGUCUACCUUUGCCAAAAAGUUCACUACCAAUGACACGACUAUCAGCAGUAUGAUGAGCAGCACUAUUUCUACCGAUUCCAACUGUCUUCUUUACAGUGGCAAUGGUAACAGUGUGGAGGGAUUACUUUUACCCACGUCAUACAUGACACUGGAGUUUUAUGUUAAACCUACAGCAGUUGGCGGGGUCAUCCUCGCCUAUGGGGUCAAUGGAAACACUUUCCUCUUGGCAGAUUCCAGUGCUGGAUUGAAGAUACAAGUUCAGAGUGCAGUGUACCCAACAACCCUGAACCUGGAACUCAAUGUCUGGAACCAGAUCAGUCUGGCAUACAGACCAACUGUUGGAAUGCUAGAGGUCUACCUGAUUGACAAUGCCGGUGUGUCUGAUGUAAAGGCUGUGUCUGUCGACUCCUCCGUUCUAGCCUCGGGAGGAACGCUGACAUUUGGGCAAUUAGGCACUGGUAUGUCCACUACGCUUGCAGGUUCAUACACUGGAUAUAUCGACGAAGUGAGGAUAUGGGAUCGAGUUCAUAACCCUACGGUGGUAGCGAAUAACCCCAAAAUGACAGUUUCAACAAAAUCGCCAGACCUCUCGCAUGCUUGGUCAUUCAAUGAUGGAACGGGUAUAAAAGCAUAUGAAUUAAAGCAGAACCAACACAUAUAUGCUUUAGAUAUUGCAAACCCACCAGUUUGGGUAGAAUCAGAUCUUGACUUAACUGAGGAUCCUUCCAUCUCACUCCCAGAUUAUACAACAACUUCACCACAGGCAACUGUCUCAACGGCAAUCUGUAAUACACUGAUACAAAGUUCAGCAAUGACAACUGCAUGUCCAGGACUCACCGAUUUAUUAACGUCUGCCCUUGAACAGUGCCAAGCACUCGUAACAGCUACUGGAGACCAGACUGCAGCUGAAACAGUUGCACUUAAUACAGCCGAGUUAUGCCAGGUAGCCAACAAUUUAACUCAGUCUCCGCUUGAAACCUUAUGCGCUUCUUUCAGUAGUAAUACCAACUACCUGGUGUCCUACGGAGCUGGAUGCUCCUCACAGUGUAUGUUCGGAUCGACCAGUUCUGGAUCCUGUGUGUGUGACUCGAGCCACUAUGGUACCAGUUGUGCAGACACGUGUCCUCUCGGGGAUUCUGGAGCUUGUAACGGACAUGGAACUUGUGGUUCAAGUGGUAGUUGUGUGUGCACCUAUCGCUUCCUUGGUAGCACUACCAGGACAUCUGCUUACUGGGAAGGACAAAACACUAAUACAGUAGUGUCGGGAACUUCUCCAUCUUGCUCGCUAUGUUCCAAUGGAUGGGCAGGCAAAGAAUGCACACUAGCCGUAGAAGCAGCCAGUGCCACAGCAGCAAACCGUAUCGGAUUUAUCUACGGUCCUUAUAUAACAACACUGGACGGGGCAUCGUACCACAUAAACUCUGUUGGAGUUUACAGAGCCCUUACUUUAGCAGGAGUAGACGUACAGAUUCUGUUUAAUCCCUGUCCAGGAGACAUCAAGUGCAGAGAGGUGAAGGAGAUUGCCUUUGGAAGUUCGGUCAGUAUCACGAUCAACAAUGGCACAAUGGCACCAAAGGUUGGAGGAGCCCUGCAAGUAUUCCCCACCACAACAAGUCAUGGAAGCGUUUCACUGAAAUGGGUUAAUGAAUAUUACAUCAGAGUAUCUGUCGGAAGCAGCAGCGCUGUUGUCUCCUAUAGCAGCAUAGGCCUCAUAUGCAGGUUCAAAGUAAGCUCAUCAGACGCAACCACGAAUACAGGACUUUUGGGUAACAGUGAUGGCUUAUGGUGGAAAGACUUUCUAUCUAGUACUGAUAGUGCCAUAACUAACGUAACCGUAGCGGAAAGUCUUUUAACUAAGACGUAUAUUGGAACGGCAUCAAAAACUAAAGCAGGAGAAACAACACUCACUCCUACAGUUCUGGAUCCAGCGUACGAGGUGAACAUAACAACAGCAGGGUAUAUCAUGCAUGUCACUGACCAGACAAUAGCGUUUACUUCUGUGCACACCACAUCAGAUAUCGCUUCUCUAACAAUAAGUUUCUGGCUUCGUGUGGAAUCCCAUUCAUCUAGCAGUCACAGUGUGAUAGUAUGCGGCACUGGAACUCACGACCUGGAAAUAGUUUUAUUGAAUGGAAAUAUCCGAGUGAUAUGGCAGAAUACAUCCAUUGCCGAUUCAAUCACAGUAACCAUCAACACAUGGACAUACGUCGCUUUGGUCUGGCAGUCGACAGACGGAAGUAUGAUGGUGUACUCUAUAUGCAACAACGCUCUACAGUACAAAGCCUUCAGUAACGUUCAUCUGGGCAAUAGCGUGAACAUGGAUAGUGUAUCAAUCAUAGGAAACUCCUUAUCAUUCGUAGACGUGGAAAAUCUGAAAAUGUGGAAUAGGGUCAAAACAAUUCAAGAACUGAUAUUAGAUAUGGAGAAGUACCAAAGCUCAGACCUUGAUACGAAUGGCUUAUUGGUCCUAGCACAGUUUGACGAGGGUGUUGGAGCUAACACAGCUAUGUCGUACUAUCCACCAGCAGGAACGACAAGCGUUGUCUCUGGAACCAUAUCAGGCGGGUCAACAUCUAGUGUGUGGAUGCCAUCAUCCGCUCCCAUCGCGAGCUUUUAUCCUGCCUUGGACAUCAAAUCUAAUAUUCAGGACAAUGACACAAUGAACAGCUGCUUAACAGCUUUAUCUGACCCUCUGAUUUCAAUGCAUUGUACCGGUGUUGACAACUUGAAGGACUUCUUGGUGGAAGUUUGUAUAAAUGAAUACAGUAAACUCAGUAAUUUGACAACGAAUGAGACUAUCCUAUACAACCUGAUCUUCUACUGCCAGGGAACAUUUGAUGUCAGUGAGUGUGAACUGGAUGGUUACUUUGACUACUGUACAGAGGAGACCACGGAGGACGUUGCUAGUAUGCUGAUCAUAAUUAUUGCAGGAGCAUGCGGAUUUAUCCUGAUCCUCCUUAUCAUCAUAAUAAUCAUCUGUAUAAAGAAGAAAAAGAAGAAGAAUUCAAAUGUCAAUGACAAGUCAGAUGAAGAUCAUGAAAAUGAAGGGUUCGACUGUACAUCAGACUACAUCGGAAUUGGAGGCAUUUCCAGUGGCGCCAACUUCUACCCCAGCCAAGCGCCCACAGGCACUGAACGACGCUUCAGUAGGCAGCACUCCAUGACCUCGAUUUCAACUUCUGCUUCUGCCUCCUCUAUCAUGUUUGGAGAACAAUUUGGGCAGUUAGACUAUGACGGUAGACCUCCAACAGGCCUCAGUGAUCUGUUCCACCCUGACCCACGUAAGAGUUUCAGUCCAACUCCAUCAGUCGAUGGGAGACGUGGCUCCUCCAUAACUGUUGUUAGUGCGGAUAAUGGCUCUGGAAUGCAAACUAGUUCGUUCAUGCUCCCAAAACCACCGAAGAAAUCCUCUGCAAUUCGUCCUGAUAGAGUAAACAGAAGUGCUAGUAAAUUAUCAAACAGUCGCCCUAGUUCAACAGCGAAAACACCAGUUCCGAAAAUUUUACCAGAGGAUCUCCUGGAAAGUAUGGCUUCGCCAAGUAGUCCUCCGCCCAUCCCAGAAACACCAGAUCUUAUGUCGUUUCCAGAAAACGGCACUGAGACUCCAACCCCAUUUUUAAGAGGGCCUCCUGGAGAGUUUAUGAUGAGUGCAGAAAAAGAUCCGUUUAAAAAUCUGCCUGAAAAUCCAAUGCUGGUUAUGCAACAACAGAAAUUCAUGGAUGAUGACAACAACAUUCCCGCAAUGUCGACCCUCUUUUCUAAGAAACCUAAGUUACCUGUGAAUCGCAUGCCGAAAGCAAAUGCACCGAAACCUACUUUUAACAAGUCUGUUAGCAGUGUCAGUAAUACCAGCACAAAGGACGCACCUAAGCCAAAAAGUGGAGCAACCCCUCCAGCUAGUGUGGCUUCACCACCAGCUAAACCGCCAUCUAAACCAAUGGUUUCUAACACGGCGGCACUCCCGUCAGGCUUUUUCGGGGGCAAAGAAACACCGCCAGCUCCAAAACCUCCUAAGAAACCCGAAAUCGAGGAUUGUGAAGAGGAACCAGAACCCGAGGGUCCAGUAGAUCGACGCCCAGGUCAUUUUCUCAGCGGACCAGAACCAACCAAUCUCGGGAAAUUUUCUGUCAAUCCCUUCGCUAAAAAGUGACACAAAUGUUAAAUGUAAUUUGUUUCCUUCACUGGUUCCAAGACGUCAACCACAUUAACAAUGAAAACAAUCUUAUAAUUGUUUCUUAAUAUGACUAUUUCAUCAUGUAUUGCAUUCCAAAGUACCAAUGACUUUCGGAUAAAUUUCCGACUAUAUAAAAUGUUAUUAACAAUAUUGAGAAUAAAAGUGUCAGAGCAAACAACAUGUUUGAUCUAAAUGGCAUUCCAGCUAAUACUAAUUUUACAAAUAGUAUUAUUUUCCCUUAUAUUGGUGAAAAAAGAUGAUUCGAGUACAUAAUACCAGUGAAUAUUGAUUACAGAAAGAAUUUGUUCAAAAUUUGUUAUUUAAUGUUUUGUUUAUUCUGUUUUUAUUACUUAUUGUGAUUGUAAAUAGUUAAUAAUCAAAAUGUGUGAUACGCUUUUUAUCAUUAUUCAAAUAUUAUUUUCUACAAUCUUUACAUAAAGUAUAAUUUUAGAACUAUUUACAGAACUAUGUAUCAUAAUAAUGUAAUUUUAUGCAUGUAUGUCUGUUGUGAUAUUCAAUAUAUUUUUCUGAUAAGAUAAACCUUUUGCACAUUGUUUCACAUUCACUUGUAUUCAAGAAAACUAUUUAGAAAUAUGUUCCAUACAUAACAUGUUUAAGUAUGAUUGAUUAUGAUUUCAUUUAAGAUUCUAUUUUGUAUUUUUGUUCGACCUUUUCUGUCUCUCACAGUAUUUUACACGUUUCCUGUUUCUUUGAUUCCCUCCAUCGACGUCUGUGAUCAAAAGUCAUAUAUAAUGUCUAUCUGUCAUAUGUAUAAUUCCUACUAUAUAAAAUAGUGUCUUGAUUGAUUGUUACAGCAAUGAUCUCCUGAGACAUGAAUGGUUUGUAGUCAAACAAAUGUUGACACUAAAGAUCUACCCUUCUGAGCUUUAAAUCAUGGUUAAGUUUCGUUUCGGUAUGGUUUAAGAUAUUUAACUUGAAUUCAACAAAGUAAGAUCAAUUUGAAAAGAAAGCAUGCAGCAGAAAAUACGUAAUGAUUGUAGAUAUUUCAUACUGAGUUUUAGCAGUUAAAAUGUACCGAUUCAGCAGCCAUUUUGAAAAUCCCCCCAAAAAUGUAUUUCCUGCACUCUACUUGGUACCAAAGUUUCAGUUUUUUAACGUGGAAUAUUUCACUAAAAUUGAUAUUGUAUCGUCAUUUUCUUUGUUCUUUUGGAUUUUCCCAUUUUCUCUUCUCAAAAUAGGGAGGGGCUCAUAAAUGUUUGACAGCAAAACAAACCCAUUUUUUCAUAAGAGCAGAUUAUUAACGAAACUCACAGCCGUCGAUGGGCCGUUAAACAUAAACAAACAAACAAACAAAUAUUAACGAAACUAGUUUAAAGUGAUAAUGGUUUAAUAAGAUUAUGUCAUUCAUGAAAGAAAGUGUUUUAUUUUAUUUUAUAUUAUGUCAUCUAUAAAAAGAGUCAAAAUUUAUUAUUAGGUAAAUUGAUAUCAAUUUGAAAAGUAGACCAUCAUCGAACAGAUUUUGAAAGAAAUUUAAAAAGAUUGUGUCAUUCAUGGAAGAGUAUAUUUCCGUUUAUAUAUAUUUCUGUUUAUUAACAUCAUUUCAAUAUACAAUUUUUUUUAUGUUUUUACUUAUCGACUCAAAUCAAAUUAAUUCUAAAAAAAAUAUCUUGUGCUGUUCAAAUUCAUCUUCUUCUUUUUAUGAUAUAAGUGAUCAUUAUGUUUCGGGAGAUAUUGCGAUCUGUACAUUUUCCAUGUGAUUUUGUUAUGUCUGUUUAUUACAUGUUACAAAACACUUUGUUACUGUUUACUUGAGCACACAUUCUUACGACAUGUGUCUUUGUAAUUAAGAUUAAAUAAAUUUAGUAUCACUUA
Molecule: messenger RNA, 66322 nt
Organism: Mizuhopecten yessoensis (Yesso scallop)
Lineage: Eukaryota; Metazoa; Mollusca; Bivalvia; Pectinida; Pectinidae
Exons: 109
Coding region: 44-64465 (21473 amino acids)
Source: RefSeq, a predicted model, not a curated record